GGAUGGUGAUAAAGAGAUGCAAGGAGUCCUACUAACAGUGGGUGGAGGUACACAGGGUAGAGGUGCUAUAGGAGGAGACCCUGCAGGCUGCAGAUGCUCCGUUCUAGCGAGAAGCGUACUUAAAGCCUGAGUGAAUUGAUCCAUGCGGUGAUCAUUCUCCUCUAAUUUCCUCUCGCAAGCAGCUAUGUGCUGACACAGUUCUACAGGAUCUAUGGCCUGUCGUAAUGUCAGGAUUACUGUUUGAUCCAGCACGUAGAACUGUACAGCACGGAUGACAAAUAAGUAACGUAUUACCGGUCCUUAGAAUGGCCGGAUUUAACGUACAAAGAAUAGUCAAAAAUACUAGCCGAGGUCAGGGAACACAGAAAGGGACACAGCGAUGAGGAAAGCCAGGAGUCGGGAUACCAGAAUAUAGAGAAGUCAAUAAACAAAGCCAAAGUCAAAAACCAGGUAGAAAACUAUAAACAGGAACGCGCUCUCAGACAACCACAAGGGAAACCACGACAGGGCACUGAGCAGGCUGAGAACUGGGCCUAAAUACCCCUCCUUUAGUUCUGAUAGGCUGUAACCGGCCUUUGACCCCAAAGUCAGUUACCAGGUUUCAUUUGCAUAAUUGCUGCUCAGCAUUAACCCUUCUGUGGAUUAGGUUGCUGCUCGGCACAACUUUUCCUGUGUGGACAGUAAAUGUCAUUAACCACAUUUCUAUAAGCGGAUGAAUACGUGACAAUGACAAAUACAAAAUAUUUUUCAAUUCAGAUUUUCAUUCAGUGCAGUUAGAAGAUUUAUACAAAACAUAAUCAGAAGUUUCUAAGAAUAACAGAACAUGUCUUAACAAGAUACCAUAACAGGAUACAUGCAGUACAUAUUGAUGUUUACAAGUGAUACAAAGUCAGCAGGAUGAAGUUUGGAAUUAUAAAUUCCCAGUAAUAUCAUUGCUGAUCCUGCAGACAAAAAAAAAAAAAAAAAAGAUUUUGUUUAAGCCUUUUUUAUGAAAUGGUAUAAUAUAUUUAUAUAGGUCAUUGCAUUAACAAUCACAUGUGAUUACAGUCGUACAGGAAAAUGCAGUGGUGUGUUAAGGUAUUAGGGAUAAUAAAAGCAUCAGGUCGAUGGGGAGCUUUUUCUCAUUGGGUCGUUUAAAGAUAUUUGCAAUAUAAUCAAUAGGUCGCAUAAAUAGGAUGAAAAAACUGUUUUCCAUUACUAUGAGUGGCAAAAAAAAAAACUAAUUACAUCACAGUCAAUGAUAAAAAAAAAAUAGUAGUGACUUAAAAACAAUGAAACAAUGAUACAAUUCUGUCCACCUGUGCCUUAUGGAGCCAAAUAUAAUCAUUGCUGAUCUCUUAUUACCCCACAACUGACGUACCAGUUGUCUAAGUUUAACCCUUUAAGGGUGCUUUGCCCCUACCCCCUCAGGAGAUAGUUUUAAUUUGCAGGAUCUACAAUAUGUUAUAAUUCCAAAACAGAAAUCUCCUUUAUUCAAUACUAGAUGGUAUAGUGUAGUAAAUUAAAAAGGGAAUUGAAAAAUUAAGAAUUUGGAAGUAUUUACUACUUCAGUUUUGCUAUUCAGGGUUUUAAUUUACCACAUUCGACUGUUUAGUUAAUUAAACCAUUAGUAUUGAAAUUCUAUCAGUGGCGACGGGUAGGAGGAUGACAGAACUGUUAAUAAUUUAGUGUAAAGUCCUUAUAAUUCACUGCACAUUGCUCCUACUGAACAACUGCGCUAGAUAAAUCCAAAAAAUAUCACGUGCACUGUCACAGUGAAAUAAGACGCAUGUAUAUUUAAUAGAGCUGGUGUAAGGCUUUGCCCAGUGUGCUGUUAUUGUCACACAAUGCUCUCACUAAAUUCCGUUUAUUUCUUUUCAAUGACAAUAGACAUGACUAGCACACACUCGCCCUCUAGUGGCCAUGAACGAUAUUACUCUUCAUUAUUCUACCAACACAACCCAUGCCAUGUACAAUUGCCUACAUCCUCUCCAGGAUUGCAAUAAUUCCCAGUCUUUCCUAAACUCCCCACUACUCCAUUCUCCCCUCCCUUGUAUUUUUUUCUAGCACACCAACAUUCUGAAAAGUCACUUUGGACUCUGCUACUGAUUUAUCUUGAUUUGAUUCCCUUGCAUCUUUUUUUUUAUAUAUACAUAUUUAUUUUAUGUAUCUGUUUACCUGCUGUCCUGCUACAUUUCCUUGUUCUAUUGUCAUGGACCCUUCUGGGCUCACAUUCCUAGAGUCUUCUCUAUUUCCUAGGUGGUAGCUGCAAGUCUGCUCUUUGCACACCAUAUUCUUAUUGCUGUAUCUGUGAUGGACACACUGGAUCUUGCUUUCAAUCCCAUUGCACUCAGGCUGAAGAUGCACCAGCUCUCUCUGCUAAUGUGCUUCAGUGACUUGCUAGAGAUCUCUUAAAACAAGGCUGGACUUGUCAUGGAAUCAGGUAAUACAUGUCUCUAUCUGCUCUCUAUGCAUGCCAUACAUUAGAUUAACAUCACCUCUCUGAUUUGUACAUACUUGGAACAUCUAUAUGCCAUGCAAUAAUAAUUAAUAACACUGUUGCCUCCAAUUUGAUCAUGUUUCAGUGUUUAAUAUUGAUUAUUUACAUUGGCUCUGAAACAGUUAACCAAUGUCUGAUUGUUCUGUUUAAUUCUAUUUUGUUGUAUUUACUGGGCUAUAUAAUGUUUGUGUUUUUAUUAUUUUAUAUAUUUUAUAGUUGAAUGUAUUUUUUCCACUUCUGAGAAUAAUAACAGUUUUGUGAGCACAAGAAAGUCACCGUGUUGUCCGAAUUCUUCUACCUGUGGCUGAUUUCUUGAUAUCAGAUUGUAGCCCUUUGAUUAGUAUUCAUUACACCAGUGGAACAGGUGAAAGUGUUAAUGGGUUUUGUAGGACCAGGGAAGUCAUUAUAUCUGUGAACAUAUCUAGAGAGAGAGAAAAACCUCUAAACCAGAAGUCACCUUAUGGAUAUCUGUCCAUGUUUUACAGCACACAGUGGAAAAAGUAAUAUGUGAAAUAGUAUUCUUUAAUUAUUGUGUGUGUCUGUGUGUCAGAACAAACCAACUCAGAGAAGUGAAUGUGUGUACAUGUGAGAAUCUCUAUAUCAUAUUAUAUUUAUACGCAUACACCUGCAUGCACACAAACAGAAAUAAGUAUCAUAGUUUAAUAUUCCUUAUGAUAGCAUUAGCAAGGUUAGGACUUGAUAUAAGUGUGAUACUUUGGCACAUGGCUUGGCUGAGAAUAUUAUGAAUAUAGAUAUGCGUCUGUAUGUAACAUUUAAAGAUCAAAGUGUUGAUCUCUCAAAUAUAGAGCAUGCAUAAUUCUAAAUUCUUAUAGAUUUGGUUGUUUUUUUUCUAUUUUAUUGUUUUAUACAUUGAUUAUGCUGUGUGUUGUGCAGGGCAGUGUUGCUUGGUACUUUGUCAUGGUUGUAUAUUUAGUAGUUAUCAUAUGGUCUUUUAUAUUGAUUUUCAAUAGAUAUUUUAUUAUUUAUAUAGGGCCAACGUAUUGGCAGUGCUGUGUAGUGAUGCAGAAAUAAAUAUUUUAAAAAUUCACUCAGUCCAUGAAUGACAUGAUCUUAAUGAUUAAGAUAAUAAAGUUUUAUAUUCAACAUAGUUAGCAAUUCAAAGCUCAGUUAGAUCAUUUGAGUUUAUUGUAAUUGUAUCUCAAGCAGGGCCGGACUGGGAGAAAAAUUCGGCCCGGGCAUUUUUUUAACACACCGGCCCACUAAGAAGGGGGCGGGGCAGAGGAGAUGUGUUUUGUCAUCACCAAUGACAAACAUGCCUCCUCUCAAAGUGAGCAUGUUGGUUCAAUGCUCUCCCAGGGUAGACCAUGAGCAGAGCUCUGCUGAAGAGCUCUAGAAUGAGAAAAAAGCUCUGUAUUUGUUCUGCACAGUGCAAGCAAAUUUUAAAACAUGCUUGCACUGUGUUUCCUUGCAACUUGUCUCUGGUGUCUCUAUAAAUGGAUACCAGGAGACAAAAAUGCGAGGAAAGAGUAUUGUGCAUGUGUUUGGAGCCUGCUUGUGAUAUUGCGUGUGUGUAGAGUGAGCUGAUUGUGGUGUGGUAUUGUGUAAUAAGGUUGGUUUUAGUCAUGUUGUGUUUGUGGUGUAAAGUGGUGUAAUGUGAUGCAUAUGUGGCUAUGGGCUGUAGAGAAUGUGUGUAUUGGGGAUAUAGCAAGUGUGUGCAUACAGGCUAUAGUGUGUGUGUGUGUAUAUAUAUAGGUGAUGAUGUGUGUGUUUAGGGGUGUAGUAUGUGUUUGCUUACAAGGAAUCUAGUGUGUGUGUAUAGGGGAUCCAGAGUGUGUAUGUUAAGAGAGUGUGUGUGUGUGUGUGUGUGUGUGUGUGUGUGUAUAUAUAUAUAUAUAUAUAUAUAUAUAUAUAUAUAUAUAUUUAUUUUUGGAAGUAUUGUGUAUAUGUGUGGUGCAGUGUGUUGGGGGGUUCUGUGUAUGUGAGGGGUGCGAUGUGUGUGUGUGUGUGUGAGAGUGCGGUGUGUGUGUGCGAGAGUAAGAGAGUGAUGAGUGCGGUGUGUGUGAGAGAGUGCUGUGUGUGAUGGGUGUGAGAGUGCUGUGUGAGAGUGCCGUAUAAAUGUUAGAAUGGAUUGUGUGUGUGUUGGGGGGGCAAACAAAAAAAACAAAAAAACAGGCAUUAAAUCCCCCCUCGCUUCUUACCUUUAGCCUGGGAGGGGGGGGGACCGGUACGCUGGCACCUGGGACUGGGAGGCAGUGUUCCCUGGUGGUCCUCGUGGGUGAGUGAACUCUAGCCUCCGCCGGGUCCUCCUCUCCUGGCUGGCUGGCUCCCUCCCUCUCUCCCUGCCGGCUGCCAGAUCUGACAGCACCACCGGCCCUCCAUGUAAAACAGCGCUCGGAUAGCGCCGGCCCUGCAUAGACCGGCAGGGGAGAUCCUGGGACCUCCCCUGCCGGCCUCGGCCCAUGGUCACCGCGGCCCACCGGGCAUUUGCCCGGUGUGCCCGAUGGCCAGUCCGGGCCUGAUCUCAAGUGAGAACCUAAAAUCACAAGGUUUAUUUGCAAAUAAAAGCAUUAUGUAGCUCAGUGUAAUCCAAGCCAGCUGUUUACAUGUAAUUUACAAAAGCUAAUUAGUGUCAAAUAUCUGGAGGUCUGCACAGUUCAAUCUGCUAUCUAGACAAGCUCAUUAGCAUUUCUCUAAUCAAAAAUCCUGAAACACUAUAGUUUCUAAAAGUCAAAUUAAAAAUAAGUUCGUAGGAUUUUUGAAGGAAAGCUGGUUGAAAGAAGCUGUUUCAAGAAGGCCAAUACUCUUGCUAUUCACCAAUAGCAUCUCUUUUUCGAACACUAAAGUUGCACUGUCACUUUUAGUUUUUUUCAUAAUCAUAGAUUUCUUUUUUUUUUUUUUUUUUUAAAGAAAGUGAGUGUGUUGGAAUUUCAUUAAAAUUCCAAUGCAAUGGAAAAAAUAUGCAUGAGAUAAAAUAAGGAUUACUUUGUCUCAUUGAAGACUUGUUUUUUCAGAUAGUAGGAAGGUGGAUGGAGCCUCCACAGCCACAUCCUCCCAUUGGCUGAUGGGAACAGGUGUGAUCUCAUGUGAUGUGAAAUAGGUGCAAGUAACAGUCACUAUGGGUCUUCCAUAUACCAUAAUGGACGCUAGCAAACCAACUCUACCACAGCUUCAGGCUGUGCUCCAAGACCAGUUCAAUGACCUAGAAAAGUGGAUUGCAGAUGACAAACUUUUCCUAAACACUAACAAACAAAAAAAAACACUGACAAAACUGUCACAAUGAUUUUUGGACAGAACCUAAAUUUUAUGACAAGACAGGAGGCUUCAUAUUUGCUUUACUUUCUAUACUCAAACCUCCCAGCAGCAAAGAAAUGGUUAACAAUGCAAAGUAAAAAUUCAACCAAUCACCGUAAAGUUGUCUGUAACAAAGGGUAAUGAAGCUCCUCCCACUUCCUCUUUCUUUGCUGCUUGUCUCCCAGGUGAGUCUACUCCAAUUAUAUUGCUAAGUCAAAUCUUUCGAUAAUUUGUAAUUUAUAUAUCCUUGUGCCUUAAUUUUUGGGAUUGUCUUCCCUACCUUAGUUUGGCUAUUUCUCUCUAUACCUGUUCAUUAUAAUUCAUCUCCUUAUUGCCUUCUUCCUCUCAGGCCGUCUUCUCUAGUUGGCCGUAUGUUUUUUCCCAGUGCUCUUUCUGCAUGAGGGCUUUCUCAUGGUUCCACUCCUCACUGGUAAUUACCGUUCAGGGCACUUUUGGCUUUGGCAGGUGAUGUGGAAUCAAUCAAUCAAUCAAUUAAUUCAUUAUCUUGUGUAUCUGCCCCCGGCCAAAUUAAAGCAGUAGUGUGUGCAUGCUCCUAAAGUAAUUCACACCAGACACAGGUUUCGGGUUAAUGAAAAACUUGAGGAAUGUUUAUUCUGAGGGGACGACAUGUCCCUUAUAAAGCAAAAUUACAUCAUAUGCUUUGUCAGAGAUAACAUGAAAUAAUACAUCAAUCAUUGGUUAGGUGUUAAGUGGUUCAUUUAUUGCUCUUCCUACCUGGUGUGAUGUCACUGGUAUCUUGGAGGUCUCCCUCAGAUUCCAGCGCUAUCUUGUUAGUGAGAGUGUUAGUCGAUGUCAAAGGGAAACUCCCUAGCGGCCUUUUUAGGUAAAUCACAUAUAAAGUUAAAUAAUGCUGAUUGUAGGUAUGCUGAGUAAAUAGGCAUUUUACUAACAUAAAUUGAGUUAAUAUUUUUGUCCACAACAGUGGGCAGCGUCCCCUAUGGCCCGGCCUGCUCUAUUUGCUCAGUCUCCACUACUCAGGUCUGUCUCUGAUGCUCUGCUCCGUCCUCUCCUUCACUCGUGGCGGCCAUUUUCUCCAACGUUUUUUCCUGCCGUUUUCGCUCCACCUUAUCACCUCACAAACCUGUCGGCUUGGUGUUUUGCGGCACAGUGGUCAGACACAGGGAUCCUUCAUGCUUUAUUCUUCUAACUGUAAGUUUGUUUUUCAUUUUAACCCAUACUGUUAUAGUGUUUUUUUUCCACCCUAUUAAAAGGAUCUUUUAUACUUAUUAUCCCUCCUUUCCUUAAUUACAGAUUGAACAAGAAGGCUCUCCCUGCAAUUAUCUAUACCCGUGUCAUCAUCACACAUUAUCACACACUGAUUAAAUUUGGUUUCCCAAAUUAACCUCUCACUGGCAUCUACUCUGGGUGACCCCCACCAUAGUAUUUUUGGCCUUUUACCUUACACUGAUUUAUAGUUUGUCUGCCUUUUGUUAAUUUGUGGGUGAGGCCUUCUUCAGUUGGCUUCCAGACCCAUCCAGCCAAGCAAUUGAUGCUUUCCUCCAACCUUAGCCGAACUCAGGGGCGUAUGCCUUUCAUUCUUUCUCUCUGAUUCCUCGAACUCUGCAAAAGAUCAGAACUCUCGUGGUCACAAUACUUCUGAUUACCCCUCUAUGGAGGACACAGCCUUAGUAUCCCAAUCUAUUGGAAUUGUCUGUAGACUUCCCUCUCUUUCCCUCCUACGACAAGGCCCUCUACUCCCUCUUUUCCUUCAAGACCACCUUCAACUCGUGGCCUGGACUGUUUCAGGGGAUCCUGGAAUGUCUCAGGACUUUCCAACAUGGCUAGAGGAUUAUUAUGGGACUCUAUGUGCCUACCUUUCUGCCUGGCCUAUUUUGACAAGCUGGUGGACAUCCCUCGAUCUGCAGACUUCUGUGUUGUAUUAGAUUGACCAGGCCUCCAGCACCUCAAUAUUGCCAAUUCUGAGAUGUAUCUCAGGUUUUCUCUUUUUUUGGAAGCUUGGCCUUCCAACUCGGAUCUCACUUUACAACAGCUCUCCGCUAAACUAGCACUACUUUUAUGUUUAGUCUUCUUCAAGUGAGUUUCCAAUGUGAAGGCUUUUGACUUUCGUGUGCUUGUUUUCUCCCCUGAAGGGGUUUUGUUUUUCUGUUUCCCGUCGAACUAAGAUGCUCUCAUCUUCUGUUUCAUUUUUAUAUUUUUACCCGUAUUUUGCAGACAGACCAUAACUUUGCAUGGCACUUUGCCUACUUCACUGUUGAUCUCUUAUGUACGUCCCCACUGACCAGUGUCAUGUCCUGCGAUCACUCAGUUGAUCAAAUGGCUCCUCGGUUUUACUCUUUCGGGGCGCAUUCAGUUUGGGGAGCAGAGGCCUCCUCCGCGCUCCUAGCAGGAGGCGCCCUUUCAGAUAUUUUAUCCUCCACUGACUGGUCUAAAGAAUCUACCUUUCGUACCUUAUAUUUUCAUCCGACUUCUCACGCACUUUUUCCUCUUAUUUCUGUGCAUUAAAAUAGCAAAUUUGAAGCCUCCUGUCUUGCCAUAAAAUUAAGGAUUAUUCUAGUGUUAAUAACCAAAUAAUCAAAAUUUUAUUAAAGACAGGAGGCAAAUAUUUUUCCACCCUCUGUUUCCCCCCCUUUCUUAUUGGGUGUUGACUAUUGCUGGUGUGCUUUGUUUUUUUUUCUGCUUCACAUGUUUUGUACUGUUAGCUUGGUUUUCAGUUGUGAUGCGCAUCUUUAUGUUACUUUAUACUAACUGGUGCCUAUGUAAUGAUGUUCAUUCCCAGUAGAUAAUGCUUCAGAUUCUACUAGUGCUUCGGUAAAGCCUUAAACAUUGCCUAGAGACUAUACUUUCACGAUUCUCUUUUUUCCUUCUAGGGUGAACACUCUGUUACUUCUCUGAAUGCUGUUUCAAAUCCAGCUGUUCUUCCUUCUGGUUUCCAUGGUUGAGGACACAGUUUAUGGUUACUUCAUUGUCUCUGACUGGUGCAGCUGCAUCAUAAGAAAGAGGAAGUGAGAGGAGCUUCAUUACCCUUUGUUACAGACACCUUUACUGUGAUUGGUUGAAUUUUUACUUUGCACUGUUAACCAUUUAUUUGCUGCUGGGAGGCUUGAGUAAAGAAAGUAAAGCAAAUAUUUGCCUCCUGUCUUUAAUAAAAUUUAGAUUAUCAGUUAUUAACUCUAGAAUAAUCCCUAAUAACAUAAAUUACAAAAUCAAAUAGCCCACGGACUGCAGUCCAUUUCUUCAAAUAUCUAGGUAUGUUGUUAGACCCCAAUCUAUCUUUCGGCCUUCACAUUGAAAAACUCAUCAAAACUUUAUCCAAAACUUGGUGCCCUGUACAGAAACAAAUCCUGACCAAGUCCAACAAUAAGGAAACAGAUUGUACAGAUUAAACAAAUGUUAAUGCCAGUUAUUGAUUAUUGGGAUGGGAUGUAAUGUAUACACCUGCGCCGUAAACCCACCUUCAUAAACUUACUACAUUGUAUAACUCGUUCUGCCGCUUUAUGCUACAAUGUAAUUACAUGACCCACUAUUGUGACAUGUUAAAAGAUCUAAACUGGCUAUCGCUGGAACCAGCUGUCCCCUUCAUCUUUCCAGCUUUGUGUUUAAGAGCUUUUCUGGGAAGCUUCCACCAGUUACAACCUGACCUGUACCUUGCGCCCAUGCCACUCCCUUCCUUGGGCCACGCGGGCAGAACAUUCCAGAUGGACAUAUUACUCCAGUUUUCCAGACAAAUAAAGCAGCCAACAGUGCUCUCUAUAUAAGUAUAAUUACAAUAAAAUGAGCAAACUAACUGCUCUAUGUAUCAAGUGUAGGUGGUAUGAUCCCCACCAUACGCUGGAUAGAUAGAGCGGUUAGUCUGCUAAUUUUAUUGUAAGUAUAUUUUUAUUUAUCUUACUUAUACUUUAUAGAGAGCACUAUUGGCUGCUUUUUUUGUCAUUCCAUAUCCUCUACCUCAUCGCUAUCCAGUUGUGAUUUACUACCACUCUACUGUUGACCAAAAUCAGAGGGAUAUCCUGCAAGUGGGGAUUAAAUAUAAUGUAUGCUGUUUUACCUAGAGCUGGUUAUAGCUCUACCAAAUGUGAGUUGACAUCUAUUUUAAGUGUCAUGUGUCCUACUACUUAUUAUCAUAAUGCACUAUUGAUUCGCCUUUGUUCUUUGCUUUCUUUUCAUAUGCUGCUGUCAAGCGAAACUACUCUAUAAGUGCCACACAAGAAUUAGAAGAUAUGUUGUUACCUAUUAGACUGUGCCUUACCAUUUGGCAUUUUUUACAUUUUUUAUUUUUAGGUUUUAUUGUGGACUUUUUUACAUCUUGUGUGCACUUUACGGUUUUAUUACUAAAAGUAUUUGAAGUAUUUAUUAUUGGCACUACCUGUAUUUCCAUUUGACAUGUCCUAAUUUUCUAUCAGAUGUGUUGCCUCCUUAUCCAGUGUAUUCAGUCUGUUUAGCACUGUUCUAUCCUCUGUGUAGAAAUACAGAUUCAGUUUAGUUUUUUUUCAUAUUAGCUCUUAUUAGGCUAUUAUUAGCUUUGGAGUUUAGUUUAAUUCGAACUACAAUUUGUCCGAAUUUUGGCCGAAUGGGUGAUCGAAUUCCUGAUUUCUUAACUGAGAUAUGACUCAAGAACCAAACCACUCUUACAAUAAAUACAUUCUUUCAUUUCUGAUGCAGAGUUCCGCCCAUGCAAGAUAUUCAUUGGAAAAUACAUGUAGAUGAUUGAUGGCUAGGGCACAGUCAAUAAAUGUUGAUUUUCUUCACGGAUCAAGUCAGGGAAAAAAAUACUUUUACCCUGUUUAUGUUUUUUUUUUUUUACUCGAUCUGUGAAUGAAGUGGUGGGAAAACGCACCUAUAAUUGUACUGCAAAAUAUAUGGGCCAAAUUUGACACUGGUUGGUUGAUUUUCAUUCCCUUUUGUUCUGUCUGAUUCAUUCUCCCAAAUCUUUUUCAGUGGGUAGAAUUUUGACAAGCCAAACCACCACACGCAUAUAGUUUUGCUAUACCGAAAUAUUGGUUUGUUUUUGUUUUGUUUUUUCAAACAAAGCAGUUUGAACAAUUUUCUUCUGCAGUGCACAAGUCUAGAAGCUAUAAUGUAAUGUCUGAAUUGACACUUUUUAAUUUACUAAAUUAUCUCCUUGAGUGUUUGAAUAUUUUUUUACUCAUUUUGAUCUUUUGAUGCUUUUUGUACUGGCAAAUUACUGCUGAAUGCUAAAGAAGGGAAAUUAGGACUAAUUUAGCAGAAUGUUAUAAAAUAUUCACUUUACCAUGAUUCCUAAUUUAUUCAUAUUUGGAACAUGUUUUUCAAUAAUGAAUGACCCAGACAUCAGACUUCAAAUGCGGCAACAUAAAAUUAUUAUUGUGCUUCAAAUCAUUCUCUGUCAUUGGUACACAUGAAGACAAUAUGAAAAAUUAUUUUAGACAAUACAAAAGUCACUGUUUCUGAAAAGAAAAGCCUUAUGUUAACCCCUUACGGAUGAAGUUCUGAUCAAAACAAAACCUGGAAUUUGACUAUAUGUCUGUUCGACCAUAAUUUACCUUUUUCAUAUUGAGUGCACCCACACUUAUUAUAUAUAAUUUUGUUAAAACUAUGUUGAUACAUUGUGAAUGUUCCACCCUGGGCUCGAGGCACUACGGAUGGAAAUUUUAGGUGAAGAAAGAUCCCACUAUUUGUGAGGAAGGUAAAUACUAUGACUGGCAAAGCACAGUCAGGGUGGCUAAAAGAGGUUGGAUUUUUUUUUUUUUUCAAGCAUGGUCACUAGAGAUGUCGCGAACCGUCUGCGAACUUCUCGCGGACGGUUCGCCGCGAACUCCAGUCAGCUGACGCAUCCUGGCCAAUCUCCAGCAGACCCUCCCUCCCAGACCCUCCUACUUCCUGGACAGCAUCCAUGUUGAAGGCAGCUUCAACAUGGAUGCUGUCCAGGAGGUGGGAGGGUCUGCCGGAGAUUGGCAGGGAUGUGUCGGCUGACUGGAGUUCGCCACGAACGGUUCGUGGCGAACCGUUCGCGUGAAGUUCGCUGACGGUUCGCAACAUCUCUAGUGGUCACCAGAGGUCCAAGUGCUGUCUUCAUACUGAGAAAUCAAAGAUGUUCAGGUCUUAUAUGAGCGGUUGUGACUUGGGACUUUAAGAUGAGAACAUACAUGAAUUGUGAGUCCAGAUAUGCUGUGUACCUUAUUGCGUGUAAAGUAGUAAUACAUAGUGUGUGUGGGAGACAGAGAAAAGGCUUAAACAGAGGAUAAGAGAGUAUCUCAACAACAUAGAGGAUAAGAACAAGUACCCCUGUAGCCGGUAUUUUGUAGAACUUCAUAAUGGAGAUGUAUCAAUGUAUUGCUUCCAAUGGAUAGAUAAGGUAGUUACUACAGUUAGAGGGGAAAUCACUCGCAUGUUUUGUCCAAGAGGGAAAUGUUUUGGAUUAUUUUAUUUCCAAACUAGAUUCCCCUUUUGGACUCAAUGUGGAGUGGAAUGUCUCCAUAUUCUUUUAGAUAUUUUCUAAAUAAUUAUUUUGCAGGACAUAAUUUUUAUAUUUUUUGGCUAUGGUUAAUCCCCUGUCAUAGUAUAUUUGCUUUUUGUGUAACCUGUAUAUAUUAUAUUGUUUUAUCCAUUUUUAUGUUACUGGUGUUUAGAUUUUGACAUGUUGUUUUGUUAGUAUAUGGAAAGUAAUUUCACAGUUCCUUUCCCACUAAAUAGCAGGAGUGCCUUUGAGCACACUGAGUUUUUUUGUUUUUAUUGUUCAGCCAUUUAUUUUAUUGGGUUUUAAUGUUUGGAUUUGUUACAUGUUUAGACAGUGCUCUAUCUUUACAUAUUCAUGUGUUUGUUACUUAAUGUGUAUGUGACAGACCCAUCUGUAUGGACUAAAAACUGUGUUCGUCUGUUUUGCCGUAUGCAUGAAUUUCCCCAUUCGUAUGCUUUGUUUAAGGGAAUGUCUAUUUUUUGUCGAACGGAACUACCGAACGGACGGCCACCCAGAAGAGAAGUGUGCUGCUGGUUAACCUAUUGAUCCCAAUUAGAACGUUGCGGUUAACCACAGACACUUCUCAAUUAAAACCGAAUACCGGGUGGUCGUCGUUCGUAUGUCGACCACGAGGCGGCGGCCAUUUUAACCAUGCGAAAGACCAGCGGUGUUCGACGGUUAUUUCAUGGAACUGAAAAUGGACACUUUUUCAACCGAACACCGCUGAAGCCGUCGACCUCCCCUUCUCAAUCGACAAAAGCAUACGAAUGCCGGCCGUUCGGGAGAUUCAACAACACGAAUGGACUUAACCCAGAUAGCCUUCCCAUGGAGUCAAUCGCAUACCGAAGAACUGUAAUAGACUUUGACUCCAUGGCGAUUGAACUAUGCGAAUGGGAUCUGAGCGCUAUUCGCCAAUAAUAUGCACUCAGAUCCAGGCUAUCUGGGGAUGUGUUACACGAAUGCAAUAUGUUCGGCAGUUAUAAAGUUAUGGAUUUUUAUGUGUUUUAUGACUUGUACUUAAAAUGGCGAUUUGCCUCUGCUCUGGGAGAUAAUUGAAUUACUUCCCAAUUAUCUCCCGAGCAGAGGGGAGGGAACUGUGAUGCAUGCUGGGAAUAUUGUGGGGAUGUAUGUCCAAAAUGUCCCCAUGUCUUUCUGUUAUUCCAGUCUCCCAUUUGGUCCCCUAGGGGAGUGUCCACCAAGUGGGAGACCUGCAUAAAUACCGGGCAGGUAGCCCACAGUAAAUCAGUUUGUGUUUUACCCUCAAAGCGGAGCUUGGUCUCGUUAUUGGGGGGAUUUUAUUACCGGCGCCUCGAGACUGCUUAUUGGAAUUAUUUGCCACUUGGACGAUAUUGGCGUUCGGCUAAUAGUGUCAGUUCGUGGAUUUGGAGUUCGUGAAGGGAAAGAGCCAUACAGGUACCGUUCGGGAGUUUGGAGUGUUCCCUAGCUGGCGGUUCACAUGGUUAUACUGUACACGCUACCAGCCCCCAUUAUUGCGAACGGGGAGCAUUCACUAAACGGCGGUUUGCACAUUUAUUACUGGAGGUACCGUAACAGUGUAUCUCACUGAGAGUCACAAUUACCCUUUAGGGGAUUUAAACUUAGCUGCAGGUGUGCCUGAUUAGUGCAACAGGCAUUCAGCUACUUGAGUCACACUAGUUCACAGGGAGGAGGCGUUGUGUGAGAUUGCUCCAUCACUACCAUUCAUUACAUAGCAGAUGGCAGAUUUGAUACUAGGCCCUACUAUUAUCAAUCAGAUUCUGCCCUUCCUCCACCCCUUGUGCAUAGGUUGAAGGAAAUGCUAAUUUGGGUAAGCCUGUGUAAAUGCCCCAACCACUACCUUCUUCCAUGGGUGUUAGUGGAAAUUAAAUAUUUUUUAGGGGUCAGUCAACACCUUUUAUUCACCCCCUGAUCCCAAACUGAGAAAAAUGUAUCCAGAUUAUAUGAGGACCAAGGGAUGCCUUGUUUUCUGGUUCCAAUAUCUAAAGGGCCAAUCUCUCUCUCCUUAAUAAUCAAGUAACCACUCAGCCACUUGUCUUAAUAGGACAAAUAGUACCAUCAUCCCAAAUAGGUAAAAUAUGCCCCACGAUUUUUAGUGGUCCCAUAGUUUCAAGGAGCAAAACUCUCCUCCGUAUUACCCUCCCACCCCAUCUACACGUUAAGAACUACUCUUUAAAAUGAAUUAAUGAUUAUCAAAACAGCCAUUCAAAUAAUUUCCUGUCAGUUCGAACUUGACCAGGUGUCACUAAAGAUCAUUAAAUUAAAAUGUGCAGAAAUAAAUGGCAGCAUUUGUCGAUAUAUUUUACAACAAAACUACAGUACAUGAGUUAUACUUCGCUCCCCUCACCUGCCAAUCACAUCUCAACAUUUUCUGCUAUAGACAAAGAUAUUUUUAUACUAAACAGCAUUACAUUACAUUUAGCCAAUGAAACCCCAUUUACAUGCCCACACAGGUUUUCAUACUGAAGAUAAACUAAUUUCUCGACAACAAGAAAAGAAUGGAGCGGAGGAUACACUAUCCGAUGUAACAGCAAUGGAAUGCUAAUCGAAAAAUAUGUAUUGAGUUAAAACGUAACUUUUAAUAAAAGUACUUAUCACUAAAAAGUCUCAAGGGACAAAAGAGACAGACUACACCACAAAACUAAUAGUGCUAAACACAUAUAUACAAAACAUAUAAUUUUAAAAAUAGCAGAUGCUGGUCCACACUUUAAAGUAGAUAGUAAGUACCUUUAACAAAGUGUUUGUUUAUACAGGUCGCUCCAUAGUAUGUCAGAUGAUAGUUUGGUAACACAGUCCCAACUGACAAGAGAUUUGUUAAUAAGUACUUUCUAAAUAGUGAACAAUAAAGCUCUGGCUUACUUGGGCAUCAAUGUAUCUCAGUACCUUCAGGCAUAUAGCCACAAAAGAUAAUAUGUAACAAAAGUAGCUGGCCUUUACAAUAAUUAGAAAAGUGUAUUUGUCUGUUUAGUAGAGCAUCUAAAGCUGGAGGAAAGCUGAGAGAACCUCCUGCAAUUGUAACAGGUAUAUAACAGGAUAGGGUGAAGGGGGAAAAAAGAGCAGGAAGAUAGCUGUCCCUAUUGUGCAUUCGAGGGCACCCUUUACCCCAAAAGUCAACCCUAGCUUGUAAUAUAAUAGACACCACCCGCUUCUAAAAGUAACACUAAAAGUGAAGGUGAGACACUGAAUACAUAAAUAUGAUUAAAGAUGCUAAAAAUCGGAACUAAAAAGAUAAAUGUUCCUAGAAGCCAGAGGAUGCUGCAAUUGAAUGAUGUGGACACAGCAAUGCCCCUUAGGCCUUAGUGUACUGGCACUAUAGCUCCCUCCCUUGCGCCCUCCAACUGACGUAAGAAAAGGGUUAAAAACCAUUUAUUUACGUACCUUACACCGAGGGACAUUGGUGCUGGGUUGUGACUCCACCUCCUCCGCGACGAGGGGAUGCUAAUGCUCAUGCAGGGAAAAUGUUGCGGGCCAUUUGACCUCUCCAUUGGAAGCGUUGAAUCAAUGCUUUCCUAUGGGGGAAAAAAAUGGGAAAAAAUUUGACUCUGGAUGUCCUCAUGCAGAGCGUGAGGACAUCCAGGGUCAGAUACCGGACCAAAGGUCAGUUUCAAUCCAGGAAUCCUCUAGUGGCUGUCUGGUAGAUAGCCACUGGAGGCAUACUUAAUGCUUAAUUGUUUCUCUGGAACAGCAAUGUUUAACAUUGCAGCACUAAGUGCAAUAGAACAGACCAUUUCAAUGAGCUGAAGUGGUCUGGGUUCCUAUAGUGUCCCUUAAAGUCAGGUAGGCCUGUUUUACAUUCAUCCAUGGCUGGCUCAGUCCUCCGGGAGAGGUGUAUCUACUGGUUGUUUAAAGAUUUUUCAAAUUCCAAACCUAAGUUGGUCUAAAAGCCAAGUUUUGCAAAAUAGUUUUAAUAGCAUUGGGAUUGUUAAACACCCAUUGCCUUUACCUUCUUCUGUCCGUGGCUCUGUCUGUGCCCUCGUGCAGACAUCUCAUAGAACUUUAAAUCCCAGAUGUGGUGUUUGAUUUCAUGAUGCACUCAUACGUACCUUAUCUAUGAUGGUUACUGUACCUAAAGCUUGUGGGUCUUCAGAAACAACUAAGAGUAACCAAUAACAAAGGUACAACUACUGCUUUGAGUUGGACACAGACACUGCACCCAGACCACUUCAAUGAGCUGAAGUGGUCUGAGUGCCUAUAGUGUCCCUUAAAGAGAAGGGGUUACAUAUAUUGUUACUUCAGAGGAGGCAGGGAUUAUGCACCCUACUGUACUAUAUUUUCCAAAAGUACUUACAGUAUGUAUUCAGUGGCUUAUGCCUUAUCAUACAAAGUAAGUUUAGAAUUCUUAGCCAAGCAGUUUCUGGACACCAAAGAUUAGAAAGCAUUUUGUGAGCAUUUUUGCCGCUGACACUCCAUUAGCUGUAUCAGUACUUUCCAGAUAAUGGAAAUGAAUCUCGCUGAGAUGAAAACCAUCCUAAAACAUUUCCAAUUUCUCGCUUCCCCUUCCAAGCGGUUCAUUGCACUCUGCAAGACUCUUCCUCUGCAGAAAACAUUUUUUAUUCGUUUUAUAUAAAAUUAAAGUCAUUCAGGCUUCAGUUUCAGUGUUGCCCAUACAAAAUGUAUUAUUCAUUCUGCUGCAUCCAUGGGUAGCUAAAAAAAAAAUGCAGUCUCAAAUUUCCCCAGAGUCUAGAAUAUCAAUGUUGCCACACUGAACAGAGUGGUAUAGCUUUUUCCAAUGUCCAACCUGAAUUCUGAUUUUGAUAUUAAAUGUUUUCUACAAAUCAAAGUACCAUAACCUAUUUACUUAGGUAUAUAGAAGACCUCAGAGCUGUCAUGCCUUUGAACUGGUUUAAUUUAUUUUGUUGUAUUUAUUAUAAUAUUGACUAGUCUCUCUUCUAUAUAGUUGGCAGGUGAUGUGUGUUUGUAAGUACCUGCAUAGGUUUUCAUGUCAACAUAUGUUCUUCGAUAAUGUUAGGACAUCAUGAAGUUAAUGCUGAAAGUUGAGUUGAUAACUAUAUUUAUAAAAAGACAAGACUGCCAAACAAAACGGACUCCGAGUCAUAACAAGAUUGCACAUGUUGGUCUAUACUUCUUGAAGCAGGUAUGUUCUGCCAAACUGAGAAAUUGCCAGUUUGCUCGCAUUGACUUUAUUAAUGAAAAUAAUGGUUUAGUAGCUUUCUAUGAACCUUCUUGGAUGGGCAAAGCCAUCAUGUUAAAAAAAUAAAAUAAAAAAAAUAAUUUGAUCUGAAAUAUACACCAAGUGUAUGUGUUUGUGAUCAAUUUUGGAACCAGCUUGAGAUCUGAGCGGGGACUCACCGAAUGACAGGCUAUUUCAGCUGCUGCCCGUUCUCAGUAUUCUCUUGCGCCCUGGUUUUUUGCUCUCCUAGGAUUUAUGAGCACAUAAUAUCAGAACACUUCUGUGAAGGCCUCCAGUUUUGUUAAAAUCUUGAGUCAGUCCACACUGUAGAUCAGUGGUGCCCAACCCAGUCCUCAAGGCAAAAUGGAUCUAGAAUGCGGACAUAUCCUGGACAGUUGGUGUGCCCUUAGGACUGGGUCGGGAACCUUUGCUAUAGAUCAUUAUUCCCCAUAGUUUAUCAGCUUUAUUGAAUGAGAAGUGAGAAUUUCUUAAAGGGUAUUCUUACACUCGAUGUUCAUAUUUAAAAGCCUCUGCUAGACCUAUGUGUGUGAUGGAAAAAAAAUUAAACAGGUUUAUCAAAUCAUAACAAGAACAUUUUAGUUCCAGUUAUGAGUUUCCAUCAGGAGACUAAGAUGUUUCCUGUUUGGUACAUUGUAAAUUGGUUUAAGUGUUAUCUGUUAUGGAGAGACCAGUAUCCUUGGUUACCGAUGAACAUAAACAGUCUUGAUUAAUACUAAUAUAUUAUAAAGUGGAUUUACAAGUAAUGUAAUAUAAUCAAUAUAGAACAUGUACACGGUAUUCAAAACAAUGGAAUCAGCUGAUAUCACAGCUUAAACCAUAUUUACUUUUCAAGGAUUAAAGCAGAGCUGAUCAAUGGACAAUAUCAACAAUAUAAAUAUAUAUAUAUAUAUAUAUAUAUAUAUAUAUAUAUAUAUAUCAUGUAGAGAGAGAAUUUCAAAAUGCAAUAAAUGUAAAAGAUUAUGGAAGUUUUAAAAGUGCAGAAAUGGCUACAAAUUAAAGGCUAGAACUUGAACUUGUUUAUUCUACAAAAAAGAGGUAUGGUAAUUGAAUACAAAUGUAUACAAGGCUAGUGCAGCUGUCUUGUAAUCAGCUCAUUAUUAGAGCUGCACAAAAGGAUGAGAGGUCACCCAUUUAGACUUGAAGAAAGUAGAUUUCAUGUACAGCAAAGGAAAGGAUCCACUGCAGUUCGAAAAAUAAACAUGUAACCUUCUCUGGCUAAAGAUGCUAAUUUAGUAUGUUCAGUUCAGAGAUUUGUUUAAAAAAAAAAAUCAAACAAUAAUAUUCAAAUAUUAGUUAAUAUAUGGGGUAAGUUUGAUGAUCCAAGGAAAAAAAUCUGCUAUCUUGUAAAUAAGAACGAAUAAUUUUCUAUUUUGUGACAAGGUAUAAUUGAAUCAACAGCAGAAAUAAAAUGUGUCCGUGGCUUGAUAGACUUGCAUUUUUUGUUUGUUUUAGUUUAUCUUACUAUGUAUCUAUGGUGCCUGUUUAUGAUUUAACAGUAUUAAAUGCACUGACACAAAUUUUAAACUAUCGAAUUCUUUAUAUUUAUGUUUAAUAGAUAUAUCAGGAAUAAUCUGUGAAAGAUUGAUAUUGUGAGUUUGAAAUCUCUUUGAAAAAAAUAAAUCCUAAGCUGUUUAUAUUUAUUGACUUAGAUAUAGAUUCACCAUGAAUGCUCAAGCACAGUUUCAAUGUAUAAUUAAAAUCUUGUUUGUGGUCAAAAUGGCAACUUGUUUUGAAGUGGUAUGUGUGAGUAUUCCUUUUUAUUUUUGUAAACCUUGCCGAUUGCACGGUUUCAACUUCUUCAAAUUCUCUCUUCCUGCACUUGAAGCUGAAAGCAAGAAGCCCUUGACAUGUCAUAUCAUAUCAAGUCACCAGAUAUCUUCUCCAACCAUCAUUAAGUAUCUCUUACAGUUGGUGAAGACUGCUUGAAGGACAAAUGAUAAGUCAGGAAGUCAGACACUUUCACACUAUAUACUCACUAGUACUACCGAUGGUAAAGACUUGACGGAAUGGGUAAAAGAUAGAAAGAGAAUAAAAUAAGUAAUAAGGGAAGAGUGAAUGGAAAAAUGCAGAGCCUUGAAUUCAGUACUUAAUUCCUGAAAAUGACCUCUAUCUCCUAAUGUCUACACCUAACCCCUAUCAUUAAUGACUAAACCUAACAUCUUAACACCUAAACAUCAAACCCCGUUGCUCAACACUAUCCUCUGACUUCUAACGCCUUUCAUGAAAAUGUAAUUCCUUCACGUAACCCCAAUCCCCGAGAAAUACUGUAGGAAAUUCCACUUAAUCAGUGUUCUGAGUAGCAAAAUACAGAUCGAGAAGUGUGACUUUGUUGCAGUUUCUUUCUCUGAACUUAUCAAUUCUAAAUUGCAGGAAAAAAAACUCUCAAGGUUUAUUUUGCUCUGACAAGAUAUAUAAACCAGCAUGCACCUCUUCCCGCAGCGUAUAAUCUAAUGAACUGUAGGAAAGUCACAGCACAUUUCAUACUCUUGGUGCAUGAUACAAUCAUGCUUAAAAGCAAAAAUCACUUCUACAUGUAUCAUCAUCAUAGGCUUCAGGAGUUUGUUGGGUUUUUUUUCUCCAGAAAAUCCUUUUUAUCAAAGGAGUAGUUUGAUGUCUGUUUAUUAUUAUUAUUAUUUAACCCCUUAGUGACCAGACCACCUUUCAAUUUUUUUACCGUUUGGGAUCAAGGCUGUUUUUAAAUUUCUGCGGUGUUUGUGUUUAGCUGUAAUUUUCCUCUUACUCAUUUACUGUACCCACACAUAUUAUUAUAUACCGUUUUUCUGGCCAUUAAAUGGUCUUUCUAAAGAUACCAUUAUUUUCAUCAUAUCAUAUAAUUUAUAAUAAAAAUAAAUGAAAAAAUAUGAUGAAACAAAUUUGAAAAAUACACUUUUUCUAACUUUGACCCCAAAAUCUGUUACUCUUCUACAACCGCCAAAAAAAAACAUGCUAAAUAGUUUCAAAAUGUUGUCCUGCGUUUAGAAAUGCCCAAUGUUAACAUGUUCUUAGCUUUUUUUGGAAAGUUAUAGGGCUAGAAGUACAAGUAGGACAGGCUGUUUCAAAAUAUAUAUUUUUAAAAUGUAUCAAUAGUGACGUAACACUGUUAUCUGUCAUAAAUCUCUGAAUCACACCUCACAUGUACAUAUUUUUUUAAAGUAGACAACCCAGGGUAUUCAAUAUGGGGUAUGUCCAGUCUUUUUUGUUGCCACUUAGUCAGAAACACUGGCCAAAGCAUUUUUUUAUUUGUUUGUGUGUUAAAAAUGCAAAAACCUAUUAUGAACGCUAACUUUGGCCAGUGUUUGUGACUAAGUCGCUACUAAAAAUAGACUGAACAUACCCCAUUUGCAACACCUUGGGUUAUCUUCUUUGAGCUAAUCAAACCAGGAAGUAACAUGACCUGCUGACUGAUUGACAGCCAGGGGGUGUCACAAGCUUAACUUAUAAAUGUGUCAUAUUGAAAUUCGCACUUUUUGUGAAAUAAAAUAAAACACAAUGUACACACCACAUAUAAAACACUCAGCAAGCGUUUUUAGGGUUCUGUAGUUGUCCUUCAAGUUGGAGAGUAUAUAUUCUCCUAUACCCAGAAAUGGGAGGUAUAGCCAAAAAUGGCUCAUGGGGCUUCUGUACAUUGUAAGUCAUACUAGCCAUACAAUUAUAUUGGUUAAUGGAAAUAAUUAGCUAGUCUACUGUGCCCUUAAUUAGAGGAGAACUUUUUGGAAAAAUGUGUUGAUAUCUUAAUAUACUCUUUAUGUAAUAAUGUACCAUUUCAUUCAUUUUUAAUUCAUGUAUAUUACAUUUUUGGAACAAGUUUUGUUUCUAGAAAUCACUUGAUUUCAUUCGCCCUUCCUGGCAGCCAUCGUUAUGCACCUUUGGUCGGAUUGCCAGUUAUGAUCAAUAUUUCGCAAAUGUUAAAAUUACCAGACAGAAAAUACUGCAGGCAGAAAAAAGCACACAAUUUCAAAAAGCAACCAACGGUGGCAAAAUAAGCAGCAGAGGGUGAGAUAACCGACAAUCACAAUUCUUUCAUAACCACCUGAUUUGAGUGUCCUGGAAAUCAUCCUUUGCAACUUUUCAUUUCCAAUCACUUUAUAAUGUUAUCAGUACAGGGCCAGUGCAGGCAUUUUUGCCAACCUAGGCAAAAAACAAUAUGCUGCCCCCAUGUUGUCAUCACAAUGACCUACCCUUAUUAUCUGCCCCACAUAUUCCCAUCCCUUUUUACAAUAUUUACUUUUCCCCUUAGCCCCUUUGUGUGUCUUUGUCCCCACCAGCCCCUAUGUGGGCCUCUUUGUCCCCCCUAGUGCCUUUGUGUGUCUCUUUGUCCCCCCAGCUCCACGGUGUAUCUCUUUGCCCAUUCCAGUCCCAUUGGGUGUCUUUGUCCCUCCCAGCCCCACUGUUUGUCCUUUUAUCCCCCAGCCACACGGUGUGACUUUUUUUCAUCCUCAUCCUUCCUUCUGUGUGUCUUUGUCACCCCAGCCUUCUUUCUGUGUGUCUGUGUCUCCCCCACCCAGCAUCCAUUGUGUGUGUCGGUGUGACUUCACCCACCCAAGCCUCCCUUCUGUGUGUCCGUGUCACUUCUCCCCCCCGCCCCCCCAGCUUUCCUUCUGUGUGUUCCUCCUUCUUGUAGUGAGGAGCUUAUGUAACCUAUACCAGGUCAGGAAGCUAUUUGGCUUUUUUGUAAAAACAACUGUCAGUUUGGGUAGACAUUACAGAAGCUCCUCUACCCCGAUUUGUGGAUCCUGUUUUCUACUUCUGUAUUUCUAACUGCAUAGUAACAUAUCUAUUUAUAAGUUUGUAGUUACCUACCUAUUUCUAAAUGCGUAGUGCAAGGCAAGAUUACUCCACCAUUACACUUUCAAGCUUGUUGUUAAGAUAAUAUAGAUGAAUUAUGUUAUUAUUGGAUAAUAAUCAUAAGACCACCCAUGUUUCCUCUUGAUUACAAUCCGUUGUACCACCUAAUAAAUAUCAGGAGCAACUUGAACUUUACACUGUGUUGUCUCGUUCAUUGGGGCUCUUCACCAGCUGGUUGGGGAUGAGGAGAAAUACAGAGAGUUCCAUAUUGAUGAAAGACCAUGGCAUGAUAUAGUAAUUCAUAUUUGUCUCCAGCUUCUGAAGAAGAGGUUUCUGAGCUUCCUUUUCUUCCUGCCCUACCACAUGUCUGCUUGACCCAAUUCACUCACACCUUAAGCAGUCUCUCUAAUCUAUGAUUGUCACAUCCUUGACUUAAAUCUUCAAUCUCUCACUUUCCUCUGGCAUUUCCUCUUGUCCUUCAAACAUCCCAAUCAUCUAUCCUCAGAUAUAUCCAAAUCAUUUGAUUCCCUCACUUAAUUGUCCCUCACCCUUUUAGAUUGUAAGUUCAUUUUGGUAAAUCUUCACCUACUUUUCUCAUUUAUAAUUGUAAUAUUAGAAUUAUCUGCCAUGGUUUAUCUGUUGGGCAACAUUGCAGAAUAUGUGAGUGCUAAUCAUUGUAAUUGUAACUGUGCUCAUACUUCAUGAUAUCUUUGACAGUAUAUGACUCACGUCUACAUUUUACUUUCAUUGAAUGAGACAGGUACUCACUCCUGUUUAGAUUCCCAUUGAGCUUUGACAUCGUAUUCAUUAGUUUGACAAGAGCAAGAAGUAGUGGGAGCCCUGUUCAAGUGAAUUCAGGCCAUGUUGUAGCUCACUUAGCAUAGUAAAGGAAUAAUAAUAUACAAAAAAUAUUUUCCGCUUCCCCCCCCCCCCAAAAAAUCCAAUUUUUACAAAGUAUUACUUUUGUUUUUUGAACUCACUCAGUUUUCACAUUUUUUAUUUGUUCUUAGCUCAGAGGAGCAAAGAUGUAUAGCCUCUAAUAGCAAGAACAUACAGACGUAACACGAGGGAUUGCUGACGGAUGAUUGAUACUAUCAUAACAAUCAAUCACUUCCCAGCUGUAACACAUUAGUGGCAAGUUUAGAGGUAAGAUUAGGGGAAAAGGUAUACAUGUAAGAUAUUAUUGUACUUGAGAACAGUAGCAAAAUCCCCAUAUAUGGUGGUGAAACUAAUGGGAUACAUUUGGUCUGUCAAUUUCUCCAAAAUAAAACCGGUGUAAAAUAAACAUAAAACAUUUAAUAUUUUGACAGAGAUUAAGGAUAGUAUGGUUAAAUGGAAAGUGGCAAAACUCUCUUAAAUAGCUAUGGGGUGUAAAUUCUACAAAUAUAUAGUUAUGUGCAGUGGUUUUGGAUUCUUAGCUGUAAAACCAUCAUUCAGUUUUUGAAAUUCUAAACAUUUAUUGAUAUCCUAGGCAUACUGAGCAUUUUUAAUAAUCAGGGCUAAUUAGUGAAUCUAUUUUGAAUUAAUUUUCUUUUGUUGCAGUUGUGUAGAAAUGAUCAAAUGCAAAACUAAGAAGAAAUGUUUUUGUUUUCAUUGUUUCCUUUUUUUUUAAAUAUUUUAUUCAUAUUUAAUAUAGUGUUGUGAAUACAUUUAUAAUGUUAAAAUAAAGCCCUAUUUAACCUUCAAAAAAUAACAUAUGUGCACUUAAAAAGGGUUAAACUGUGGUAGAAUGAGCACCUGGCAAACAAAAAAGCCUUCGUUCUCAAAACCAACUUUGGUCCUUCAUGGGUUGAGGGACACCCAUCGAAGUGGAGUUGCAGUAGACGGCACUGUUUUCCUCCUCAAUUUUGGACCUACUGUUUAUGAAACACAGAUUCGCAAGCUGCAUCAAAGGGAUUCAUUAUUACUUUUUAAUAGUGUAGUUUUGGCAAAGGUUGUGUUUCUUAUUGAGCUUUCUAAGUAUUUUCUUCUUCCCAGUCUUUUGAGAUACUUUAACUCAUAAAUAUUAGGUUGAAAAUCCCAAUGACUCACUCACAGCUUUAUAAACCAAUCACUAGAUUUGCUUGCCUCGAGCCUUUUCUGCAAGAAACGUGUAAAAUAGACAGGUGGAACAACGAUCCAAUUAUAUUACAUUUUGAAUGGGUUAUAAGGGUUGCCCAAAGGUUUCCUUUUUUAAAAGACUGUACUCAUGAAGCCAAUGUAUUUAUGACCUUGUAACAAUUGCAGCUAGUGAUUGUUUUAUCAAAUUACCUCACCAAUAGCCUGAAGUCUGUUCCUAGAAUAUUCUUUGUUGAAUUCCAAGGAAUAAAUAAAUGCUGAGUACAGCAUACAUAACUGUAAAUAAAAAAUGAACUUCCUUUAACAUGUGUAGUUUUCGAAAACCAUGUUUAAAAAUAUCUAGAAAAAAAGGAGUUGAGGGCACACCUGAAACAUGCAGGCGGUGCUGCUGUAGAGACCAAAAUGUAUACAAAAUACAGAUUAAUAAAUGGUGCACACACAAAAAUAUAUAUAUUUUUUUAACUUUACAAGUCUACUUAAAAUCACCUCAUCAAACAAAUAUAGGGAUUCAGUUCCACCAUAUGGACAUAUUGUGUUAAACCCACCACUGUGCCACAUUUCCCCAAUAUUGGUGAUGUCCGGGUGACCAGCGGGAGGCAGGAGCACAGGAAACCUCUCUCUCUCGCCAGUAACACUCUGUAGACAUGCCCAAGUUACAUAGUUAGCCAGCUGUAUACUCCGGUGCCGGCUGAAUGAAAGGGGAAAUAAAAGUGUACAUCCACAAGGGGGUGGUUCGAGCAGUACGGAGCGGCCACAGCCAAUCACUUUAUAAGGAAAUACUUGAAGCUGUACAUUUUUAAUAAGCCUCUUGUCUAAUUUAGAAGCUACCACAAGUUUAAAUAGGUCUAGCAUCUUGACACCGUACACACUCUAAAUAGCUGGGUGCAUAAAUGUAGCUAUAGAUGUGAACUACUGUCAAAUUUUAAAGCUGCAGACCCACUGUCAAAUUGUAAUACCUCCGCUUCCUUAAGAGUCUGGCCAUACCUUAGCUCAUACCCACCUGAAAGUUCUAAACAUUUUUAAAGUUACAGUGAGAGGCCGUAUGUUGAAAACCUCAGUUCCCUUAAGAGCCAAAGGGAACCCUAACCAUAGCUUAGAAGGUAAGUUGGAAACCUUGGCUCAAUAGGGAGCCUAAACUUACCAUAGCUCAAGUGCAAAGCUAAUACAUCAGUUGCAUUAACAGCCUACUAAUACCUUUAUAAAUAUACAAGUUAGUACAGCAACACAAUCACAAGCCUACUUACCCUUCUAGUCAUCUCUUAAACAACCCUCCUUGGAAUACUAAGAGAACGGGAAAUUCAUCAGUUCUACAUUCUCAUAGCCAUUCUCCUAAUAGAAGGCAGCUCGAUACACAAAAAGGCCAGUACCAUGACUUCUAUCUAACCCUAUCAAUGCUUGAUCCAUUCUGUCACUGCCCACUAAAAGGUGAAAUAAAGUGGAAAGUGAAUAAAGAGUGGUCAAACCAAACACCCACAAACAUGCUCUGACACAUUUUUCAGUGCUCAAAUCUGGCACCUCUAUCAGGGACCCAUAGCAUAUUAAAAAGCAGCAUAGCUCACAUAGAAACAUAGAAUGUGACGGCAGAUAAGAACCAUUCGGCCCAUCUAGUCUGCCCAAUUUUCUAAAUACUUUCAUUAGUCCCUGACCUUAUCUUAUAGGCUUCUUUCAUUCUUUAAAAGUUCCCAAAAAUGUUCACAGCCAAUCCUCUUCUACUACAGCUACAUAAUUCGAAACAAGAACAUUUCACCACAUUGUGAAUGGGCUCAGAAAACCAGUGCCUAUUAUAUAUAUAGUGGGCAUUACCAGUUUUGCAUUGUAUGCUUGUUUCUUGUAAGAUGUCAGCCCCUUCAUAUGAGUUGCAACACCUCAACAUCUUCUAUGUUCCUGGGUACUGAAGACCAGCCUCUAUUACAUCACAUGAUGUAGGAGUUGUCAAAUGUACUAUCUGCACAUUUACAAUACAGAUGGGUAGGUUAACAAGAGACGGACCCUUUUUCUUUUUUUUUUUUUUUUAAAUCAGUCUCAUUGUGUAUUACUAAGCGGAGCUUGAAACAUUUCAUCCAAACAGAUAUAUUUAUAUUGUCCUCCCAGAAAAUGUAAUACAAAAUAUCCAGGGAAGGUCCCUUUGAAUAUUGACUAAGCUACAAUACAAAGUAUCCAGAAUCUCACUAUUCUAUAAUCAUAUCCCGAAUAAGAGGCCAUAUCUCAUAUCAACCAAAUGAAUGAACACACGUGACAUACUUUAUAUCCUCCUAUAAAAAUAAUAGUAAUCUGAUAAUAUAAAUGGAGUAUAAGAGAAACCUUCAUUGAGGUCCACGGGGCUCAGGGAUAUCAGCCUAUAUAUCCAAUAGCACUCUUUGUUUCUCAAAGUGACAUCCAAAUAGGGAGCAAUCACAUAGACAAACUAGAUGAUACCAAAAGGAAAGAGAAACCUGCACCUGCCAUCAUAUGAAGGCUUAUAGUAAUGAUAGUGGUGAAUACAGGGUGCUGUUAUUGAAGUACCUAGUGGCUUUGAUCCUUAUUUCUUGUAGGGUUCUAAGCCCACAUUUCACUAACUGUAAUUCUUAUGCAAUAUUGUUACCUCCAGCAAUAUUAUGUUGACAUUGCUGACCAGCAUCAUAGAGAAAGGUUACUUUGAUGUAGAUUAAUUAUUCGGUCUGAGAGAGUUACAUGGUCAGCAGAGAGGUGGUGAUAUGACAGUUUUACUAAACGCUAUUCAGGUCUCCUCCCUCGCCAUCUUCUAAUCGAUUUACUGCAUAGAAGGUGUAAAAGUAGGAUUAGAUGAAAUGUAAAUCAUAGAAAAAAAUGCGCAUGUAUGUUGAAAAUAAAUCAAAGAUUUUACCUGCGUGUUACAGAUUAUUCUUAUUGCAUCAUAUUCUUCUGGCUUGUCAUAUAUGUUGUGGUUUAUUUUAAAAUAUCUCAUUUUCUUUGUGUGAAUUAUACUUAGCAGCACAUUAAACAGGGAUCGGGAAGAUUAAUAUGUUCAUAAUUGAGAUUAAAUCAGGAUCAGUUGUUUCAAUAUGUUCAGUUUAUCAUGCAUAUUGUUGCCUUUUUAAAUGCAACAUAUAGAAGAAUCUCCUUCAUUUCAGUUGUGAACAUUUGCAUAUUGUUUUAACCACCAGCAUGAACGGUGUCACGCUGACUGUAUGGCUAUCCCAAUAAGUCAUAUCACACUAUGCUUCUACCAGUAAAACAAUACCGCCAAGCAUUACCAUUGAAGAAUCCUGCAGAGUUCUAUGUAUGAUUACUCUGACAUAAUCAAACAAUUUAACAAAGCAAUGGGAUACUAAGUUGUUUUGCUUGGAAUGUUUGUAGCAGAGAGAGAGAGAAGUAAUAGCAAUUUAUAGAUUAUCUUGAAAAAAUCUAACAUCGAGUACACAAAUGUAUUUAUGCAUUCUAAAAGCAUUGCAUAGAAAGAGUUAGGAAAGAAACCACAAUAAAUAUUAAAUACUUUUUUUUAGCAUGAUAAAAUGUGAACGUGUAGUUUAUAAUCAGAGCUUGUGUUAGGAAAGGGUAAAACGUACAAUAAAUGCAUAGUUGAGUUUUGAAUAGGAUAUUUUUAAAAAAAUAUUCACAACAAAAUACUUGUUGACAAACAAAGACAAAUGAUAUCAAAUGUAAAUAAUGCCCAUAGUUGUUGCCACUUAACCCACUGUAGCUACAUAAAUGGUCUUGGUGCUCGAGUGUAGAUUGAUUGUAGCUGUUACUUUACAUAUAUGCAGUAUGUAUGGUUUUUGUCUCUUGUUCAUGCUGAUAGUAUAAGCGUACAUACAGAUGCUCCGUUUCUGGUUAGAUUAAAUGAAAUUAGGAACUAUGAGAUCAUGUGAGAUCAGUCUUAUGGGUAGAAGCAUGCAUAGGAGGAAACCGGGUAUAACCAUUAAUUAUAGGAAUAUGUUACAAGCCCUCAAACAUUAAUACUGAUGGGGAAGAGCAACUGCUAUCUCCCAUUAAUAGGGCUGCAUAAUUGGGUAAUUUGUUCAUCAUGGGCAUGUGAGCUCAUUGAGUAGGGCCCUAAAUCCCUCUGUUCCUGUGCGUCAAAUUACAAAUACGUGUCUGUUAGUCCACCCAUUGUACAUCGCUACGGAACUUGUUGGCGCUUCAUAAAUAAUAACAUAAUAACAAUCUAUUCAAUGCUUUCCUAUGGAAAGGGCCUAAUGCGCUCAAAUCCGCACGUAUAUGUCAGAUGACGUCAGAGGAGAUGGAGCACAACCAAGUGCAGAGGAACAACAGCGCUGGAAUUGAGUGCAUAAAUAAAGGGGUUUUUUCAACUUUUAUCUUCCAAAGAGGGACGGUGCGAGGGAGUGGAGGACUAUAGAGCACUAUCAUUUACCUUUAAGAGAAACAGGUUUUUAAAUUUACUUUUUCAUGUCACAUUUAGUAGAAGUGCCAACUAGAAUAGAUUCAUGUAAUAGUAUAAUAUUCAAAAACAAAUACUCAAAGAGAUUAAGGUGAACACAAACAAAUAAUCAAAGAGUUUAAGGUAGCAUAGUAUAAUAUUGUAAGACUCUAUAUAACACUGGUGAUAAAAUUGCACUCACAGGAUUAAAAUUGAUUGCAGGCACAUAAAGGUAUCUGUAAAAGGUGAGGCCUUCUCCCUUUUCCACUUAGUACAGAAAAAAGAGAGGAAGAGAUACAUACAUAGUGUACAACAAUAAAAGUAAAAACGCAUUUUAUUUAACUUGCACUUACAAGAUGGACCAUGCAUAUCUUGCAUAUCAAAAUGUGGCUCCUUCAGGUUCAGCAUAGCUGAUAAAGUUGGUAAAAUUACUUCCAGGACAGUAACAGUACAAAAAUGGCAGAUGAUCCAAUAACUUAAAUAAAAUAAAUAUAAAACACUCAAAAGUGAUAUAAACAAUAAAUCGAAAUAAAAGUGAAAUAAAAUGCAAUAGCAAAGUCACAGUACGGCAUAAAUUCUUGGGAUGAAAAUAUAAUUUUGCCUCUUUAGAAAUCGCUGGUAAGACCACACCUUGAAUAUGCUGUGCAAUUUUGGGUGCCUGUUCUAAAGAAAGAUAUUAUGGCAAUAGAAAAAGUGCAAAGACGAGCUACAAAAUUGAUCAAAGGAAUGGAGCAUUUUAGUGACGAUGAAAGGUUAAAAAAUGUAAAUCUCUUUAGUUUGGCUAAACAGCGCUUCUGAGGGGAUAUAAGAACCUUAUACAAAUAAAUUCAAGGCCAGUACAAACCUUUAUCUGGAAAUCUAUUCAUAAACAGGGCUAUUCAUUGGACACGAGAUUAAGCAUUUAGGCUGAAAGAAAGGAAAUUUCAUCUAAGGCAAAGAAAAGGUUGUUUUUUUUACGGUAAGGGCAAUAAGGAUAUGGAAUUCUCUGCCUGAAGAGGUGGUUUUAUCAGAGUCCAUACAGAUGUUUAAACAGCAAUUGGAUAAAUACUUCCAAAAACAUAAUAUACAGGGAUAUCAUUUCUAAUUAGUGGGGUAACAGCUGCUUGAUCCAAGGAGAUAUCUUUGAGGUCAAGAAGGAAUUUUUUCCUAGUUUGUUACAAAAUUGGAAGCGCUGGAUUUUUUGCCUUCUUUUGAAUUAACAGAAAAAACAUAUGUGAGGAAGGCUGAACUUUACGGACGCAAGUCUCUUUUCAGCUAUGUAAUUAUGUAUGGGUCUCUAGACAUUGAGACUGGAAAGGUUUUUUCAAUUACAGCAGAGGAUAAAGUUCUUUACAGUAAGGACAAUACUGUUGUCGUAUCAGAUUCUAUAGAUAAUUUAAAACAAAUGCUAAGAUUUUUAGUUUUUUUUCAUAAACAGAAUAUUCAAGGAUAUAAUUGAUAUUCAUAUAUACAUGUUGUUGAUCCAAUGAGAAAUCAGAUUGCCAUUAUGGAGUCAAGAAAUAUUUUUUUCUCCUUUUUGUGACAAACUUGGAAGUGGCUACAAUUAUUUUUUUUGCCUUCUUUUAUCAACAGCAUAAAAUCAUUAGCUUCAGGACCGAACUUGAUGGGCUUGAGGUCUUUUUUUUUUAACUUGGGCAUCUAUGUUAAUAACCAAUAUUAAUUCAGAGUCCUGUGUGUAAUCUAAUAGGAAGAUGGACUGAAUGCAAUCCGCAGCCUCGUGCAAAAUCCGUCCUGAAAUCCAUUUGUUUUUAUUUAGAAUGUUUUAUUCUCAAGCAUAUUCUAACCAGCAGUCACAACCUUGAAAGGAACACUGUAGGCAUUAUUAUGGCUUUAUCUCAUUGAAGUAGUCAUGUUGUCUGAAGUCCUCUGGCGCCAUCAUUCUAUUCAGGGUUAAACCAGUUUAAAUGUCUUAGUGCUAAACAAGAAUCCCCAGCAUCCCAUCUUUUCUGUGCUGCUUAGACAAAUGAGAAAGCAUUAGCUUGAGCAACAAACAUGAUUUAAAACUGAUCGGGGGACUGCACCUAGGGACUACAGGCCUACAGUGUCCUCUCAACAUACACAUUGUCCUAAUAUUAACAUGCCCUGUAUAGAUAUAGCAAACGUUUCAUUGUAUACACCACAGGCCAUACUUGGAAGCAAAAGGAAUGUCACUGUAUUUUCCCUGGAAAAUCACUUUCUAGGUGACUCAAAUAAAAAACAGUCAAAACCGUUGCGCCACACAGCAUCUGACCAAAGUACCUUGUGGUUUACAUGUUCUAUUUUAGAUAUAAUUAUUUAAAACAGUGAUUCUAGACCUGGCCUCUUUCACGAAGCUCAGGUCAGUCAUCCACAUUUGAAAAAUAUCCUCAUUGUGAAAUGCAUAAUUAGCAUUAGUAAUACAUGCUCAAUCAGAUGGCCUUAUCUUUUCUGGGUCUCAGUAAGUGAAAGUCCUUCAUCAGUGCCCACCUGCCUGCCUGGUUAUUAACAACUGGUUUUAUAAUUGUUUGUAAUUUCAAUCUCUUUCUGUAAAGUUGAGUUAUUGACAUCAACACGUCUUAUACAUAUCAAAAGUGCACUUGUGCUGAUUAUAGGUGAAUUUUUCUUUGUUUAAAGUUUCAUAAAUGUAAUGGUUAACUCUUCAUUAUUAAGAUGAGUAGAUUUUAAAAGUAUUUAAUGCUGUUAAUCACUGUAUAGGAUAGAUGAUUCAAAGCACAUUUUCCUUGUAUAUUCAUAAACUUCCUGAAUGUGAUUGUUUUUGCCUGUAUUUUUUUUUUUAACAGAAAUAAAUGUAAUUCAAAAUUUGCUUAUGAAUAACAUUCAAAAUUAGAAGUCAAAAUAUGUCAGAAAAACACACACUCAUGCUUGGAAAAUGAAAACAGAUCCAUUGAUUAAUUUUUUUCUUGCAUUCGAAUAAAACAUAGAAUUUCAUCUCUUACGAGAUUCACAUGAAUAUACCCUGCAAGAACUCGUACUUUGGGCCAAUUCCAUGAAAAAAAAAAGGCAAAUUCAAGUAAUCACCAGCCAGCAGUUUCUCAGAGCUUGUUCAAAUGUAAUGCAGUUUAAUUAUCCCUUUACUUUAACAUAUCUUUUAACAUAUUUUUAUACUGCAACGUAUUUCAUUACACGGUGCUUUAAAAUAACCAUUUAUAUUCUUCUUCAGCUCUGUACUUUACUCUAUAUCUUAUCUAAUUUGCUUUCACGCUUAACAUUUUCUGCUUGUAUUCCUGAUUAUUUAAUUCUAUAUUAAAAAAAAUAACGUGAUCAUUUAAAGAAACUAAAAAAAAUUAUGGUUUUAUGUAUUCCUUACUAUAAAAUAUAUUUUAUACAUUUUUGAUUAAAUAAUUGCAUAUUUCAGACAAUGGGGAUUCUUGCCCAGUAAAAUAAAUUAGUGGCCCACAAGUUCUUAUAAACUCAGCCAUGUUCUUUUGAUCUUCAAUGUUUAAUCUCGGGGCAACCUGAGUUGUUGUGAGAACUGUAGCAAACAUCUUAAACAUUUGAAUCAUUAAGGUUAGUCAUUACUCUUACAGAUGUUUGAUAUGCAUUGUGAAAUCUAUUAAAUUAUUCAAUUAAGGUUACAUGAUCUUUUGUAAUAUAUAAUUCUAUAUUAUAUUUUUGCUCUUCAGGACAGAACAAACUGAAGAUGCAGAUGGACAAAAACAUUUCCCUCCUCUCCAACUUGUCCUACAUCUCCUCAUCUCUACGAAGAGAAGGCAAUAGAACGGCAGUCGAUAUUGCCCCACAGCAGGUGGUCGUCGGAAUGUUACUAACGGUCAUUGACUUGGUUACAUUUCUUGGUAACACUGUGGUGUUUAUUUGCCCUGCAGUGGAGAAGAGACUAAGGACUGUGACCUACAUGUUCAUCAUGUCCCUGGCAAUGGCCGAUCUACUGGUAGCUUGCUUGGUUAUGCCUUUUAGGUAAGAACAUUUAUCUUUGCUUUUUGCAGAGUUGUGUAUACUUUAAACCACCUGGGAUUUUGCAUUGCAAAGAUAAUUCAUGGAGUGUUGUUAGAACAAUUCAUCUAAAAACAUUUUUCUAAAGAUCAUAAAUUCCUACCAAUGCCCUAGGACAGAGGUAGACAACCAUCAGCACCCCUGACAAUUGCCAGCAUGCUGGCUGUAAGAACAUUAUGGGAGAUGUAGUCCACAGCACCUGGAGUCCCAAUGGUUUUCUACCCCUGCCCUAGGUAGUGGUGAAUGGACAAGAAGUCACUUAAGAAGGAACUUCCAAACAUACAUUAAAAGAGGCACUUUGCCUGCACCAGUGUAUAUAUAUCAUUGUACUUCCAUGCAUGUGAGCAGGUGUGUGAUUGGAUUUUAGUAAUUAUUAUUUCAGGAAAAAAAAUCAUUAUUUAGUUAUGAGGAAUGUGUAUUGACAGAAAUGAAGAGGUUAAUACACUUUCAUACAAAUGCAGCAGUGAAUUUUACAUGUAUAUAGGACUAGAACAUUUCUGUAUUGUCAUCCACAGUGCAGACACAACAAACACAAAGUUCACAGAUUAAAUGUGGGGGCCGUUACACAGAUGACGCUAAGCUUUAAGUGUUUGUUUUUUUAUAUUACAUUUUAAGAAAAGGGCAAAUGUCCAUCUCUUGCAAUUUUUUACAAUGUUACUAGUAUUUUUUUUCUUCUAAAAGGUGCUGUAUUUUAUUAUCUAUUGUCAUUGUUUCCUGAAUGUGUACUCUGAAUUCCUGUUUUUCAUGGUUAGACUAAUGCUUUAUAGGUUCCGAAUAGGUUAGGGGAUUACAUAGAAAAAAGGCUGAGAUCCAAGGGAGAAAGAACUCUAACUAAUAAUGAGACUGCUUAUUCAGAAUGUGGGAAUCCAGUGCUGUUAUGUGGGUUUAUUAAUUCCUGUUUACAUGCCAAGAUGAAACUAUGGAAAGAGAAAGGAAUGCCAAAUGUGUGAAAUCUAAUAAGGGGAAUGGAAGAAACUUUUCAUUCAAAAGAAGGAAAUGUUCAAUUUAGUUAACAUCAGCAUCCCAUUGCAGUUCUACAAUAAAAGAACUAUAAGUAAUCUGCCACAAGUUGCACUAUAGAGUGAAAUGAUCAAUUUAACUUUAUAAUAAUGCUGAGGUUGGUAACUAAAUUCCCAAUUUUUGGAGGAAAAGUGAUUGAAAUGAAGGUGUUAAACAAGCAGCGAGGGAAGAUGAGUGAAAAGCAAGAAAUAGAAAUGUCACAAAGGAACUGAAAUAUGAGGCAGGUUGUUUCUCUAUAUUAAUUCGGGUAGAGACAUACAGUGGUAAAUAUUCAUCCUUGAAUUAGCUAUGAUUUAAUUAUUGAUCCAUUUAGCAAUUGCACUCGUUAUAGCAUUCUGAGAGUGUAAUCACAUUAGCACAUUGUUUGACAUUCUUUAACACGAGGAUUUAAAUUCCCCAUGUCACCGUAUUUGAAAUUACAUGUUAAUGUGAUUAGUUGACUCAUGUUUGCCUGUUAUUUCAAAUUGUUCUAAUGCAAGGCAAUUAAACCCUUGUUCCAAAGCAAAAGAGCAGCAUGAGGGGGCGGGCCUGACCUUUGAGCAGUGUAGACGCAGGUAGCACGAGCUCACACCUAACUUGGAAAUUUCGGGGUACCCACAGCUGCUCAAAAGCAAAAUACUUACUGUGGUUCACUUCCCACGUUGGGGGUGCACCACUGAAUUGACUGACCCCUCAUCUGAGCUUGUCACGGCUGGAAGACCGGAAUGCUGCACCACAGCCUACUAGAGGUGGAGCUGGGGAGAGGCAGAUGCUCUUCCCACCCUUCUACUCGCCAAGCUACUCGGCCAGACUCCUUCCUCCCCCCCAUCCCUUUGGACCGAUGGGGGUUUUCCCGGUCCCCACUAGGCAUCCGCCUGUACACAGCCUGGUACAAAGAGACUACUGAGGCCAAGCGACAGGAACUACUGGGCCACAUGCGCAUCGCAAAGAUGGUGGCCGCAUGGAGACCAGAACUCUGGGCCCCCCGCGAAAACCGCAUAUCAGCAGCCUUUGAUCACUUUUGGGCACAAUUAUGGGCUAAACUGGCUGAACAGGCACGGACACCUGCAGAUACAGAUGUCUCUCGACAGCCCACUGCUCCAACUGAAGCAAAGCCUAAGCACAACCACAAAGUCAAAACUCUGACCUUGAAGAAGCCAGAGAGGGGGCGAAGAACGUGCCCUGACUCAAAAGAUGCCACCCUGCCAUCAACCACCACCUAUAUGGGCCUUAUAGGAGGGUAUAGGGGUAGUGUCUUCUUAGAAUAUGGGGGGUGAAAGGAUGGUAAUGUACAAAGAAGAGACUAUAUGCAUGAUGUCCUUGCAAUGUACAAUACUGCUUGUCUUAUGAUUUAUCUAAACAGACAUUAACACUUUUACUUACCCACAAGCAUGGCUGAUCCAAAAAUUAUGAAUGCCUUCUUGUUUUUACUAUACCAUCAUAAUUAAAUGACCACCUUCUGUCCCAGUUACUUAGCUCUAAUUCUCCCAAUAAAAGACACACAUAGAUCUGUGAAUAUCUUUCUAUAUCCAGAAAUUGAUCAUUUACGAUAAAAUACAUAACUCUGAGCCCAAAUUAAACAAGCCAUCUUUUCCAAGUUGGAAAAAGUACACAAUUUGCUUUCUUUCAAUUGAAAACAUAUCUUUUAUUCGCAAAGUCCAAAACAUUAAUGUACUAGUUGAAACACAGGGUUCACGACAUGUGAAAUAAAAUAGUUCCAAACUAUUCCUUCUUUUGUUUUUUAAUGCAUUAUACACUGAAAAAAAAUUACAUUUAGAAAUAAAUCCUUUCUCCAGCAAUGAUAAUGGGCCAUUAAACCCCCCAAUUUAUUUCUGUAACAGAAAAAUGAAUCCAGUAGAGAUUUUCGUCCAGUUUUCCAUUACCUGAACAUUUCUAGCCAUUGUUUCGGAAAGAGAAAGCUAUUUAAUCCCUGGAUAUAACACAGGGACAUGCUGAGGUACGUUUCAAUUAUAAUGUUUAAGGCUGUUGCUGGAGGCUCUGGUUAUUAUAUAAUUUAAAUUAAGCAGUGGAAACAUGGGUCCAAUGGAUGGAAAGUGACAUCAAAAUGGAAGUGCUGGCUAUGGCCUUUUUCCUAGCUGGUAUCCAGGAUGUAUCUACGCGUGUCUAUUGAGACACGUUUGAUUAUUUGUGAACUUCUGUCUUGCUCGAUGCCUUGAACGCAGGUAAGAAUGGAAAGAGAAGCAUCUGGUAGUUUUCUUUUGUUUUCCUCUGAUAAUUCAAGGGGCAAUAUCUAAUAUUACAAAAUCUAAAUUAGAAGUACCUGAGCUGGAGGCAAUUGAGUUAAUUGGGCCUGUGUGUUAAACUGUGUGCAUUGUGGUCAGUAUUCUGUAGGACAUCGAGAAAUGUUGAGGGAAAGCUAUGACAUGUUAAAGUAACAUUCCAAGUACAAAGCAUUCACGACACACAAAUUAAGCAAGUAAGCCUGAAAUAAAUUCCAUCUAUGAAUUUUAAUAGAUAUGAUAGCAAAUAUGUAGAUUAGUAAAAAGAUCUAUUCAUAAAAUAUGGUCUCUCCAUCACCUGUCAAUCAAUUCCCAGCGCUGAGAGCUAUCCCAUUGGCAUAUACCUAUGUGCAAACUAGUGAGUGACAGGCCAGAGUAGGAGAACCCUUCUACAUGUCAAUCAUCUGUUCUUCAUCCAAAACAAACUACAGCCCAUGUACUGACAUUUUGAUGAUGUUCUGCUGAAAAGUUGUAAAUGUGAACAGAGUGAUAGAUGGUAGUGAAACCAGUGUAUCAUUAAUAACCUAAGAGCACUGGAGAGGAGGUGGUUUCCUUAAAAACAAUAAAAUACAUACUUUAUCACAUAUAUUAAGUACAUACAGAUUUUUAGUUAUUUAUUUAUUUGCAGAAGACGAACCUGUUAGAACUAUUUUACCCCAAAUGUCGUCAUUCCAGUUUUAAUUCACAUUUUAAAUGUAAUUUACAGUAAAAGAUAUGUAAUAGCUGAAAAACAAUGUUAGCCAGCAAAAUGUAAACUCUACACUUAUUGAACAGGAACUAAACCUCCCCCCCCCCAAAAAAAAAGCAUAAAUUAGAAACCAAAACAAAUAUAUACAUUACUUGAACAUUUUAGAUCUUAACUGCUGUCUUCGUGAUCUAUUACUCUUGUGCUUUAUUUUCUCUUAUUUUCUAUUCAUUUUACCAUUUUCAUCUUUGUAAAUCUACUAUGAUUAUUAUACUUUUAACUGCAUAGCAUUCGAUGACUAACCAAAGCUAUAUUAGCCAAUAUUGUUACCUCUUGCCUGUUACAUAGAUGCACAUUGUAUCACUAUGCAGCCAUACUCAUAUGCAUGAAUACUUAAUCAGAACUCAAAUACGUAGCAUUCUAGUAUGUGUCAUUCAUUCCAUUUAACAGAAUUGCACAAUUCUGACUGUGUGAGACAAGAAUGGAAUAAACUGUCAAAUUGCCAUGUAGAGAUAUAUCCGACACCCAAGGCAGGCAUUGUAUUUCCUGUUUUAAUGCAUCAAGGACAACUCAUUCACACUUUUUACAAUCUAUUUAUUCUAUACUUAUCUUGUGAUUCAUUUUACACAAUACAUGUGGGUUUUUUUUCUCAUUCAACGUAUUUUAGUUUAGUAAAAAAAAAAUUAAAAUAAUAUUAGCAUGUAAAAGAGAUUAAAUUAUAGAAAGCAUAUCUCUCCAGCUAUAGAAGGUGCAGUGACUUGUAUUGUUAUAACACCUAUUAGGCUGCAGUAAAACUAUGUUGAAAUCUAAUCGUUUUCCUUAUCAUUAUAGAUGGAUCUCACAGCUCUUCCUCACACGUUUGCAGUAUUACUGUUACUGCUUAAAGUGGAACUAUAUGUUUUUUGUUUUUAUUGAUGUAUAGUAGGUAUCUUGCAUUACAAAAUAUUGUUUUGGGUUUUUUUUUUUUGCAGUUUUACUAAACAGCAGAAGAGUAAAUAAACCAAUGUAUCUCUACCAGCAGAGCCCUAUAAUAUGCUAAUAAUGUGAAUGUUCGUUUUUCAUAUUUAGGAACCUUUAGUCAUGCUUUCGAUUAUUUCUCCAGAUUUGCCCAAACCAUGAAAAGAAGGUCAAGUGGUUUAAAAAUUGGAUUACUUUACAUAAUCUCCACAAUUUUAUAUUUUUUAUAACCUGAUAUUUCUAUAAAUGGGUGUUGGAGUAACUUGCAACAAGAAUGGAGUACAUAUGUUUGAUAAAGUGAUUACUUUGAACUUGCUUUCACAAAUACAGCAGUCUUACUCCAUCCUGGUCAACACAAGAAUGAAAGACAGUAAGAAUUGGUCUCUAUACUAAAGACUCAAAAUAUUGGAGAUCCACUUUUGUAAUUACAGAGACCUAAGGUGGCAGCAGCACUCAUACUGUAUUGUGAUUAUGGUGCUCUGGACCUGCUCGUGAUAGUGAUGGGCUUCAUAUAAGAGCAGUCAAGACAUGCCAACUACUGGGAUAUCCUGGACCAAUGGGAUAUCCUGGACCUCAUCAAAUAUAUCCUAGGUUACUUAGCACAGAUAUCGCUACUGUCAUGGAGACGAUCCUUACAGUGAUAGGCAGAGAUAACAGGUGUAAGAGAGAAGGAUGCUGAUUUUUGUAGCCAUGUUAAUGCAUUAAAUAUCGAGCUACAAAAGAUGCCCACCUUGCCUCAUAGUUGGACGCCCUGAAUGAACAAAGCUGUAAAUGGAACCUUAAGAUCUGUUCGAAUGCCAUAUCGGUUUAUAUAAGAGGGCCACCUCAUUUUAUAGCACACGUGAUAUUUAGAGCCCCGUGUGAACCAAUGUCUUGAAAUGUUGUAGUUCAAACUCACAACAAUAAAAUUCCUAUCACAUUGGCGAUGAUAGACAAUAUACCAUUUACGAGGAAAAAGAAAGGGGGUGUACCAGCGCAAAAAAUUCCCCAACCAGUGAACUAUGUAUAAAACAGGGUGAGCUGCUAGGUACAUAUUGUAUUUAAUAACCUUUGAAACAUAUUGUAUUUAAUAACCUUUGAUCAUUUAUUUACUUAUUUUUUAUAAAUCUAUCUUUUUAAGAAGAGCAAUAACGACAUAUAUUGGUAUUUGACCAUAAUAAGCUAAUAUAUUUCUGUAAAGUUACCACCUUUUUAAAAAAAAUAUAUAUAUUCAUGUCAUAAGUAGAAAUAAAAGAAAAGAUAGGUGGAAAGUUUCAGAAUGUAAUUUAAUCAGUAUUAGCCUUAUUGUACAAUUAUAAGGCUUAUUUACAUUUGAAAAUGAAUGCUUAUCAAUCUUAUACAUGUGUUAAAUCCAUCUAUACUUGUAUCUUUCUUUAAAAAUCGCUGAUCCGGAAACCCUGGGGAAAUAAAUGGUGAACCGCAUGGUGGAACGCAAGGAAGUGACGUAUCGGCGAAACCGGAAAUGACGCGACGGAGCAAAAAAACAGGAAAUAAACAGCAGAAAUGGCUCGAAACGCAGGGCGUCACCGUUUCUAUGGUGAUUGCCCGCGAAAAUACAAGCCUGGACACCAAUUAUUUCACCCCUUAGAGGGGUACAUAUAGCAGGGAUGAUCCAUUAGAGGUCUGAAUCACCAUAUCCAGCUGAGGAAGCCUGCAAGGCGAAACGCGUACUGGAGAGACUGUGAGACUAUUGGACUUUUGGAUUUUAUGCCAAUUUGAUAUUGUUUUUUAUUGUUUUUUAUAUAUAUAUAUAUAUAUAUAUAUAUAUAUAUAAUUUUAUACAUUUAUUGUUACAAUAAAAUUAUUACUCUUUUACAUUAUAUAUUGGCAUUUCCCCUGCUAUUUUUCAAAGAAGGUGUGUGGUUCUUAACUACACAGGUGUGUGGAUUAGAGCCGAUCUGGAUGACUCUAAUUUUGUGAGUAUUAUAUUUUAUAUUUAUCUCACAUUAAAGAAUUACAGUACUGCACCAUAUACGUUCUCUACUUUCAUAGGAAAUCAAGGAUACCUAUACACAAGAAGGGUGAGGGUCGCCUUUACGGACCCCAAGAGUGCUGAUAUUGAGCUAUUCCAUAUUAGCUCCUAAAAUUGUGAGUGGGAAAUUUUCCCUUCCUAAUAUUUUAUAACGGACUAUAUUACGCAGUCUGCACUAUGUUUGGUUUGUCUGUUUUUUAUGUCUUGUAGAAUUUAUACCCUAGUGUGAAUAUAAAGACUUAAAGAAUAUUCAAGGUAUUACUAUUGUACAUCAAGUUUCCUAUUACUACCUUUUACCUGUAAAUAUAGCGCUACACCUCGAGAUUUUUUGAAUAUACCAUUUACAUUUGGAGCUCAGCAGAUUAUUUUUUCAUGACUUGAGGUCUUCCUCAAUGCAGCGGAGAUACACCUUCAGUAUAUCAACUAAAAGGCUUUGGGAUUCCAGUCUGGCAUACAACUGAGACGUUAUUUUAGAUAAGAGCAAGACAAAACUAGGUUAACAUUAACUUCAUAUGCAAUAUUUAUUAAGACAGUAAUGGCUGUCAAUGAGCUUUUAACUGUGUCAAAUCGAUCACAAUCCCACCACUGUGACACACUAAAAAUGGUCUCAUGCCAUACACUAAAUGCUGAAGUAUUCAUGCAAACAGUCUGCUGUCAAGAAGUUAUAGACAUUGUAACAAACAUUAAAAACGAGUUUUUUAUGCAAUUCUUUAUUUUUAUCUUACUCCACUCAUGAGUAUGACAACCGAGUGACAAUGUCAGAAGCAUAAGCAGAGAAUUAACAUUGAAACUGAUAUAGGUGGCAAGUAGAGAGUGUUUUUUUUGUUUUUUAUUUUUCUUCUUCAUCUGAAAUCAGCAUAUAUGGACUUAGCAGAGUAAAUAAUUGAGUCACCUUUGAAGUGGCUACGUGGUAGCCUAACUAGGCCUGUUUUUGGAUAGUGUCCAGGGUGAAGUUAUGAAUUAUAACCCAGAGGGUCAACAAGUGCAAAGAAAAUAAAAUUAGCAAUUUAAAAGUAAAUAGACAACUGAAAAUUACAUCCCUCAAACUAAACUUGAGUUUCCCCCACCCUGCCAUGGGGAAUAGGGCUUUAUCUUGUGUGGUUUGAAAGCAGACAAUAAGGUCAGCUGUAGCAGAGUUUGGGGCAGUCAGUGGCUUUGGUAAACAGAACAUGCCAUCCAUUUUCAUAUUUUUUGUAGUAGGGCUACAAAGAGCCAUCUGAAGUAGUGGGGCAUUUUCUUAGCUUGAGCUUCAGGGAUGUCUCUAAAUUUCAGGUGUAAGCAUCUCCUCUAGUAUUCCAGCAUCUCUACCUGUGCCUCUUUGUCCCGCUGAACCUCAGCAUCUGCUCCAGCCUUGAAUCCUGGACACUAGUUGUGAUAUCCACACAGGUCAUUUUCAUGGUGGCACUUGUGAGAUGUCUUUUGCAAAGUUAGAGCACAGUUCCCCAGCAUGGUUUUAAAAAGUGCUGCAGUAGCUGGAUCCUGAUCUUCAGCAGGAGAAGAUCUUACCCUUGGCGCUGGACAGAAAGAUGCACCUCCCAGAUCCACUGCAAAGUCGUCUGAUGAGUAAUAGGAUCAGUCUUCAACCAUGUGGCCUGUUGAAAAUACCUAAGGAGAUCGCCAAUAUCUUGGAUGGUGUGUGCCUUUCCCACCUUGUAUUUUUUUCAUUUUGUGGCCCAUGGGGGUGAGUACGGACGAGAGUGUGCUCCCCACUCAUCAGGAGAAUAACUUUUGCAAAACUUUGUAUUUUUCUGUAGUAUUUCAUCAGAGCUCAAAAAAAGUGCACCUGCAAUGGUCCAUUGCUUACUCCCUCCCUCCUCCCCCCAAUGGGAUGCUUUUCUAUCAAGAAAACAAUAGGCCAAACUUUGUUUUUAGUGUUAAUACAUAAGCCAAUAUAUAAGUAGUACAAACAACCCAAACACCUUCUCUUGCUUGAUGUGUAAAAGCAACAUUAAGUUUAUACAUUACUACACUACACCAACUAAAGGACAACGGUAAGAACUGUAACUAAAAUAUAACUUGGCUAAAUUGAUAACAUAACAAUUCAAUAUGUCCACAAUACCUAAAUUGGACCUUAAAGACAAACAAUACAGUUUUCAUAUGCCACAUAGGUUAAGCAAACACUAAUUAUUAGCAUAAUUGAUUUGGUUGUCCAUAAAUUUCAAUCAUAAACCCUUUAAAGGAACACUAUAGUCAUCUAAAUUACUUUAGCUAAAUUAAGCAGUUUUAGUGUAUAGAUCACUCCCCUGCAAUUUCACUGCUCAAUUCACUGUAAUUUAAGUGUUAAAUCACUUUGCUUCUGUUUAUGCAGCCCUAGCCACACCUCCCCUGGCUAUGAUUGACAGAGCCUGCAUGAAAAAAAAAAAAACUGGUUUCACUUUCAAACAGAUGUAAUUUACCUUAAAUAAUUGUAUCUCAAUCUCUAAAUUGAACUUUAAUCACAUACAGGAGGCUCUUGCAGGGUCUAGCAAGCUAUUAACAUAGCAGGGGAUAAGAAAAUCUUAAUUAAACAGAACUUGCAAUAAAGAAAGCCUAAAUAGAGCUCUCUUUACAGGAAGUGUUUAUGGAAGGCUGUGCAAGUCACAUGCAGGGAGGUGUGACUUGGGUUCAUAAACAAAGGGAUGUAACUCCUAAAUGGCAGAGGAUUGAGCAGUGAGGCUGCAGGGGCAUGUUCAAUAUACCAAAACUGCUUCAUUAAGCUAAAGUUGUUCAGGUGACUAUAGUGUCCCUUUAAAGGCACCAUAUUUGUUUUCUUGUGCUAUAGGCCCAUAAAGCUCCUCAUCUCUAGAUUAAAAUCAAAAUUAUAUCAACACAAAGUAAUGAAAGAGGCAAAAAGAGUGAGAUGAGGUACACGAGAAAAUCACAGAAAUAUAAAAAAUAAAUCACAGUUGAAUCUUUGUUUUAAAACAAUUACAUUUUCUGACUGUGGAAGUAUUACCAGAAGAAAAAUGGUAUGUGAAAUUUUAAUCGUGAUCACUUUGAUUAGGUUAUAAAUCAGUAACUGACAUUGGAUUAUAAUCUAGGCCGUAUCAGAUGCUAGAAUGUGUUACUACCUAUAUCGGAGAUGUCAGUAAUAUCACUGCUAGAGAAGGACUAGGGUGAUCUAUCUCUCUCUCUCUCUCUCUCUCUCUCUCUCUCAGUUUUUGACAAGUCUCAGAUGUAAUUAGAUGUUACUAUGAUAUUUUAUCAUGUACCUUAAGUACUACCUAUCUAUGAUUCGAUUUGUUAUCUUUAUUUAACAGAUUUCACAUUUUUCCCUUUUAGAUGCCUUUUAUAUGUAAUCAUUUUUCUUUCCUAUUUUUUUUUCUUUUUUGGCGUUUUAAUUUUGGCUAGACGCUGCAUAGUGCAUCAUGGAUCUCCCCUGCCAGCCCAUGCAGAGCCAGCACUAUCAAAGUGCUGGCCUUGCUGUGUGCCUUCACAGGCCAGUUGGGAGAUCAAAUAUCUCCCUUAUUGGCCCACUGGCACUGUACUGCAGGAGAGGAGAUGGAAGGAGGACCGCGGAGGCUCUGGCCUACACCUUGGUGCUGAAAAUUCCUCUCAUGAGCUAGAAGAGAUGCCACGGAUUACCAUGUCAACACUCCAAUACAGCACAAUGCUGGAGCUUGCGAGACGAGUGAAUGCUUCCUGCAGCCAGAAGAGUUGCAGGCUAGAGUCGCUCACUACAACCGAACCACCAGGAUUUUCAAGAAGAAGGGAGUGGGGAUAUUACAUUUUGUUUUUUAAUAAUAAACUAAAUACAUAUAUAUAUGCUCCCAUUUCACCCUUUCACACACAAUACAGGCCCUUCACACACUGGUCCCCCUAAAGACCCUACAUCCCUUAUGCACACACACAAUUUCAGAUAAACACACUACAUCUGGAUCUCCUACACACACUAGAUCCCCUUUCCACACUCUGGAUUCCCUAGACACACUAGAUCUCAAAUAGACCCACUGCACACACCUACACACACACACAUACUACAUUCAUGACAUGCAAACUACACACUCCAGAUCCCUUAUGCACACGCUAGAUUCUCUGUAUGCAUACACACACUACAUUUCUUAAACAAAAGCUCUAUGCAGCUCCUACCCAUACUAAAUCACUUAUACACACAUAAACUACAGCCCAUAUUCUCACACUCACUACAUCACCUUGUGACAUCUGGUAUCCAACUUAUGGAGACACCAGAGACAAGUCACAAGCAAACACAGCCAGGGACAGAUUUCGCAUAAGGCAACCGAGGCUGUGGCCUUGCGGUGGCAGGCAUGAGUGGGGCAGCGUGGCUGGUGGGGGGAUCAAAGAUCUCCCUUAACAGCCAGCCCAUUCUCAUGCUAAUGGAGCAGUAGCUGUGCUGCGCCCAGCCCCUGCGAAAAGGAGAAUACUAACCUGCUUGUUCUCCUUCCCGGCAGGCUGCUGGCCUGCUGUGAAGUGGCACAGCUUAAGAUUCUCUGAGCCACUGGGCCGAUCAAAAAAACGUGGGUAGAGCUAUCACAUUACUGGUGCUUCCUCCCUCCUUUCACAUGCAUACACCAACUCUCCACACGCACAGCUCUGCACACAAAAUAUAUGCACACAAACAUGCACUCACACAUUUCCAAUUCACACCAAUACACUGCUACAUUCAUGGUGCAGUUUGUGAGUUUUAUUGCUGUGGAGCUCUUUAUUUAUUGAAGUCCAGCCAGCCUUAACCCACUGAGACUGGGGGCCAGGCACCCACAAAGAUAGACGCAGUGAGUAUGUGUAUGCAUGGGUAAAUUAGUGUGUGUCUCCAUUGGUGAGUGUGUGUGUGAAUAUGCAUGUGUCUUAGGAAAGGACAUAUUUCAUUUCAACAGUACUUUUAAAUUGGGAGUAUCAUGCAUGUGUACAUAUAUGAUGUGUAUAUUAGUGUAUAUCAUAAUAAUUAUAUGCAGUGUGUAUAUAUAUAUAUAUAUAUACACACUGCCUGGCUCCCAAAAAGUCACCACCUGAAAAAAAGGUCAAACACUCUAAUAUUUCGUUGGACUGCCAUUAGCUUUGAUUACGGCACGCAUUCGCUGUGGCAUUGUUUCGAUAAGCUUCUACAAUGUCACAAGAUUUAUUUCCAUCCAGUGUUGCAUUAAAUUUUCACCAAGAUCUUUUAUUGAUGAUGGGAGAGUCGGACCACUGCGCAAAGCCUUCUCCAGCACAUCCCAAAGAUUCUCAAUGGGGUUAAGGUCUGGACUUUGUGGUGGCCAAUCCAUGUGUGAAAAUUAUGUCUUAUGCUCCCUAAAGCACUAUUUGCACAAUUUAAGCCCGAUGAAUCCUGGCAUUGUCAUUUUGGAAUAUGCCCGUGCCAUCAGGGAAGAAAAAAUCCAUUGAUGGAAUAACCUAGUUAUUCAGGUAGGGAGCUGACCUCAUUCUUUGAGCACAUAAUGUUGCUGAACCUAGACUUGACUAACUGCAGCAACCCCAGAUCAUAGCACUGCCCCCACAGACUUGUACAGUAGGCACUAGGCAUGAUAGGUGCAUCACUUCAUCUGCCUCUCUUCUUACCCUCAUGCACCCAUCACUCUGGAACAUGGUAAAUCUGGACUCAUCAGACCACACAACCUUCUUCCAUUGCUCCAGAGUCCAACCUUUAUGCUCCUUAGCAAAUUUAAGCCUUUUUUUUAUUAGCCUCACUGAUUGGUUGUUUUCUUAAGGCUACACAGCUGUUGAGUCCCAAUCCUUUGAGUUCCCUUUGUAUUGUGCAUGUGGAAAUGCUCUUACUUUCACUUUUAAACAUUGCCCUGAGUUCUACUGUUGUUUUUCUACGAUUUGAUUUCACCAAACAUUUAAGUGAUCGCCGAUCACGAUCAAUCAGGAUUUUUUUCCAACCACAUUUCUUCCUCGAAGACGAUGGUUCCCCACUAUCCUUCUAUUUUUUAAUAAUGCAUUGGACAGUUCUUAACCCAAUUUUAGUAGUUUCUGCGAUCUCCUUAGAUGUUUUCUCUGCUUGAUGCAUGCCAAUGAUUUGACCCUUCUCAAAUAGACUAACAUCUUUUCCACGACCACGGAAUGUUUCUUUUGACAUUUUGUUGUUUAAGAAAUGAGAAGCUACUCGUUGCAUCAGUAGGGGUUAAAUAGCUUGUUUCCAGCUGAAAGAUAAUCGCCAAUGCAGUAACUAUCCAAUAGGAGGCUCUUACCUAUUUGCUUAGUUAAAUCCAGGUGGCAACUUUUUUUUGGCCAGGCAGUGUGUCUAUAUAUAUAUAGUGUUCAAGUAGAGAUUGUAGCCAUAUUAGUCCAGCGAUGUAGAUGUCAAAAACAGAUACAAUUCUUAUCUUGUAAUACCUUUUUUAUUGGACUAACAGAAUUUUUCUAAGAUAUUUAUGACCCUCUGUGAGAACGGUGUCCAUUUUCUAUCAAACCUGUGUCUUAUCUGCGAUGUGUCGUCUUGCUCAGAAAUGCUUCAGACUUGAGAAAGGGAGGUUCUCCCGAAAGCUUGUCAUUAAAAAAAUUCUGUUAGUCCAAUAAAAAGGUAUUACAAGGUAUCUGUUUUUUACACACACAUGUGUAUAUAUAUAUAUAUAUAUAUAUAUAUAUAUGUGUGUGUGUUAUAAAAAGAAUAUAAUAUAUAAGGAAACUGGCAUUAGGGAUGCAUAAAGGGUAAAUCUGGCACUAAACACUACGCAAGCGUGUCAUUAAAUUUGCUUGAGCUGUCCAGAACAAAUACAGAGUCUUUUUCUCAUGCAAAACCUCUUCAGCAGAGCUCUGCGCAUGGUCUGCACAGGAACAUUAUAGUAAGUGGGGCAUGCUUGUCCUUGGUGAUGACACAGCACCCCUGGGCCCUCCACAUUAUUUUUCCCAGUACGGCAUUGUUCACUAGAGGUGAAUUUCCACUCACCAUCAGCUAGUGGUCAGUGGAAAUUUUUUAAUGCUGAUAAUAUUUUAUUAAAAGGUUUAGUUUGUUACAAAGCAGCUGGAGUGUAAAGGGACGACCUGUUUCUAACAUUCCAGCUGCUGUGGAAUGAAACGCCAAACACAUGCUAAAACACUUCUCCUCCCUUUACUUUCCUACUCUGUAGGGCCGAGGAUGAGUCUACUCUUGUGGUUCUCAGUAGAGCUAACCUGAUUUAAGUAAAGAAGAAAACUACAAUCCCAGUGGGAUUUAGGUAAUUUGUCAGCCUGUACUAAAGUUGUUUGACAUAUGUUGCCUUUGGUCAAGUGCCACUGGAAAGGAACCAGCUUGAUUUCCUAGAGGGCUUAAAUGGAUUAAACAGGGACGCAGGAACUGCCUCACCCUACCUUACCAUCUUUGAGCAGCGAGGGCUCUCUCCCUCCUCCCUUCUUACCCAUGGCAGAUGAAUGGGGCCAGGGCACUCCUUGCACCAUAAGCACUACAGAGGGAGCCAUAAUGCCAUGAGCCUCUGAAUGCUGAAUACAGAAACUAGCUUUCUGAAUACAGCACUGUGUUGGCCUGCCUUCCAUUCAACCUGACCCCUUUUUUACAUCAAUAGUACUGGUGGAUGCAUGGCACCCUUCCCUUGCAAAGUCUGUGAGGCAAGUGUAUUGUGUCCUCUUCUCCUCCUGUCUGCUCCAUGAACAGAGGAGCAGUCAGAAUGUGAAAUGGCCAGUGUGUGGUUUUGUGUCUGUGUAUAUGUGUGUGCAUGUCCAAAGAGACUCUGUUGUAGUAAGCAGCAACAAAUAUGACAGGGACAAUAAAGGGACAAACUGAGUAGAUCUGGAACAGGGAAUAGAUGGGACCAAUGUGAGAGGAUUAUUGGAAUAAAUGGGGGAAAAUUUCAGUUUUGCAAAUGGCUUGAUGGUGAAGAGGUUAAACAUAAUCGUUUCAUCAAAUCCAGCUAUUACUAGACUAACUUUCAGUCUCUCAGUAUAUAUUUCAGUGUUCUAAUAAUCAUUGUCAGUUCAUUAAAAAAAAAAUAUAUAAUAACAUAACAUAUUGCGCUUGUCAACAGACCCAAACUUUGAACACAAAAGGAGAGAGACAUUUCAAGGCUUUAUAGCCACUAAUGGUGACAUGUUCUUUAACGAUGCUGGCUUGUCAGUGUGUGCUUGGAAACAUCUGCUGUCACUUUAAUAUUCAAAGCGGCUACAAAGCCAAAUUAUUUCUCACACUACAGGAGUGAAUGACUCAGCUGAGCAAAAAGAGCUUUCAUUCUUUUGGGCAAACGAUUUCUCUAAACAUAAAAGCCUAGUGAAAACGUGUUGGAAGUUAUAUAAACCUUGGUAGCGAUGUGUUAUUUAGAAACAAUAUAAUAUGAAGCUGGGAACUUGGAUUAUGACUAAAGAGUAUUUUUUUUCCUCAUUCUCUAUGAUUCUAACUCUGAAGAUAGUGUACACUGGGUACCCUCUUCAAUAUACACAAGGCAACCAGUGGCCUGGGGGCCCACGUUCCAUAGGGGCACAUCUGUGAUACAAAGUUACUGCUUCUAAGGCUGACAGGUGAUGGGGCAGAGCAGGGCAUGGCCUAGUAGCCUAUUGUGCAAUUUUACUAACCCACCUAUUAACAUCAGCGAUAGACACAAUUGUAAACAUCAUUGAAUAGAAAGAAUGAAAGUGCUGUACACUUGGGCACAUAAAUGCACAAGGCAGUUGAAGAGCAGCCCAGAGAGAAAACCCUGCCCACCUGACACUUGGACAUCAGUAUUUAAUUGGGGCAAUCUCCCCAAGCAGGCAAGCAUUUAGUAAAAUGAGUCCUGAAGUAUUUUACAGCAAGUAAGUGCUGUUAAUGCAUAAACAUGGUAUAGCAAGCCAAUGAGCAGUGCAUGUGUGGGGGAUGUAGUUUGUGUAUAUGGGAUGCAGUGUGUGUGUUUGCAAGUUAGUGUGUGUAGGGGCUGCAGUGUGAUUUUGCUGAUAUUGCAAUCUGUGUGUGUAGAAGAUGUAGUGUGUAUUUUUCUGCAUGUCCUGGUGAUGCAUUAGGUGUCUAGAGAGGACCCAGUAUAUGUGUCCUCAUCUCCUGACACCCCUGUCAGGCAUUGUUUGGGAAUUUUGUGACUGUUGUUUUGCUAACAAAAUGUUGUUAACAACGUAUACACACAAAAAAAAAAUUGUGUUACAGCUGUUAAUAAAGUGUUGCAUUUUUAUCAGAUAAUCUUCAAAAGUAUUGCUAGUGUGGGGUGUGUAAAUAGCUCCUGGCUUAUGAACAAAGUAAGAAUUCGGGCUAGUUUUGAAUCAUAAUGGUCUCGAUAUGGGCUGUUUUUGGAUGGCCAGAAUUUAUAUUUCUGCCGUUUGGAAUUUGUAUGUAUAUUAAUAAUAGGUCUGUGAUUCUGUAGUGUGGGUGUUUGUUCUGAGCAGAUUCCAUCAUUGGGAGGUAGUGUAGGAAAGGUGGUGUAUUUUUGCUGAUGAUGCAGUAUGUGUAUCGAAUAUUAUUGUGUGUGCUGAUGAUGCAGUGUAUGUUGGAGAUGUAGAAUGACAUGGGGGAUAUAGUGUGUGUAGGGAAUGUAUUGUGUGUGUGUUGGUGAUGCAGUGUGUUGGGGAUGCAGUGUUUGAGUGACUGCUUUUGGAUGCAGUGUGCUUGUGUGUGCUUGACUGCAGUAUGUCUAUGUGUGUGCUUUAGAUACGUUAUGUGUCUGUGUGUGUGCUGGGGAUGCAGUGAGCCUGUGUGUGUACUGGGGAUGAAGUAUUUGUGUGUGCUGGAGAUGUAGUGUAUCUGUAUGUGUGCUGGGGAUCUAGUGUAGCUAUGUGUGUGCUGGGGAUUAUUAUUGUCAUUUAUAUAGCGCCAACAUAAAUAAAUGACUAGGGAGGAGUCUGAUGGUGGUAUUCAGGCUAGUCCAAAGGAAAAGAUCUGCCGGUGACAAGUACUGCAAGUGUGAGUUUGCCGUACGGGUGCGAGCAGCGGACAGGAGAAGGUCAUGGACAGAGCGGAGAGACCGAGAAGGGGCAUACCUAUGGAUCUGUGAAGAGACAUAAGAGGGGCUAGAAUUGUUCAGUGCUUUAUAGGUAUGGGUUAGCACUUUGAAUUAAUACCUAUAGGAUACAGGAAUCUAAUGUAAGGACUGACAAAAGGGUGAGGUGUGAGAGGAGCGACUGGGAGUGAAAAAUCAGUCUGGCAACAGCAUUCAUUACAGACUGUAGCGGGGAAGUGUGUGCUGGGAAUGAAGUGUGCCUGCUUGUGUGCUAAGGAUGAAGUGUUCCUGUGUAUAUGCUGGGGAUGACGUGUGGCUGUGUGUGUGCUGGGGAUGCAGUGUCUGUGUGUGCUGGGUAUGCAGAGUGUCUGUGUGUGUGAUGGAGAUGCAGUGUGUAUAUGUGUGUGCUGGUGAAGAAGUGUGUGUGUGUGUGUGCUGGGGAUGCAGUGUGUCUAUGUGUGUGCUGGGGAUGCAGCAUGUCUGUGUGUGUGCUGGGGAUGCAGUGUGUCUGUGUGUGUGCUGGGGAUGCAGCGUGUCUGUGUGUAUUCUGGGGAUGCAGUGUGUCUGUGUGUAUGCUGGGGAUGCAGUGUGCCUGUGUGUAUGCUGGGCAUGCAGUGUGUCUGUGUGUGUGUGCUGGGGAUGCAGUGUGUCUAUGUGUGUGCUGUGGAUGCAGUUUGUCCUUGUGCUUGCUGGGGAUGCAGUGUAUCUGUGUGUGUACUGGGGAUGCAGUGUGUCUGUGUGCUUGCUGGGGAUGCACUGUAUCUGUGUGUGUGCUGGGGAUGCAGUGUGUCUGUGUGUGUGGAAAAAGUGUGUGUUGUGUGUUCGUUUGUGUGCAUCAUUUUCAGGUGCAGAAUGUAACUUGUUUUUAUAGUACAAGCUAUGACUGUUAAUGGAAUUUCCUGUCUCCAUUCAUCAGUUUGCUCUUUUUUAGUUUGAUGAAUCUUUUAAUUAAAGUGUUCCUUUAUUUUCAUUAUAAUAAUUAUGCAUAUUAUUGUAAAAGAUUGGCUUUAACACAACUUUGAUUUCAUAAAGAUUGAAUUUUAUAUGCUCAAAGAGUCUAACAAUUGAUUUUACAUCAAGUCCAAUUAUCCUACAAACAAAUCAUUUAUAUCUUUAGAGCAUGCAAUUGUUUUGUUAAAUAGUUAGCAAAUUAAUGCUUAGUGUUUCAAGGAAAAUAUAUAUUGGAAAGAGUUUGCUGCUUAAAGGGGAACUGUCUCUUCCCGGGAUUUUUAAUACAAUAGAAAUGGAAAAAAAGCAGCGCUACAAAAUGCUAGUGUGCACAACCAGUGCUAAGUUUAUUGCAGGACAACAAAAGAAAUAACAUACAUUUGGGGUUAUCCCAUUUAUCAGGUUUUUGAAUAUUAUGUUUAUCCAUCCUCUGUAUUUUAACAAAUAUGUAUUUAUGAGGUGUGAAAAAUAAAAUUAAUUGUAGAAAUUCACACCACUAAUAGAUAUAAAAGUACAAUCUGCAGAAAAUAAAAAAGGAACCACCAAUAGUGUAAUACUGUAAAACACCAUAUAUUAGCUUUGAAAAUUGAUUGCAGGCAGUACUUACAUUUUAAGCAGUAAGACCUUUUUUUGUCUUUAUACCAGAUUGAUCCAUAAUGGGAAAAGAGAAAAAUACACAAAUAGUGCAGUAACAUUAAAAAGUUAUUACAUUUUUAUGGUACUGCACUAUGUGUGUGUUUUUCUCUUUUAUAUUUAUUUAUCCAGAUCAUAUUGUGUUUUUCUCUUUUAUAUUUAUUUAUCCAGACGAUAUUAAGGAAUCUUCUUAUUCUCUACAGUGUACCCUAAUGGUAAAUGUUGCAUUUUAUAUCAAUGUCCACUAUGGUGAAAAACAGAAAUACUUCAUAAAAUUUUCUUUUUUGGUAGGUUAAAAAAGCUAUUCAAAUGUAUUGAAGUGUUUUAAGGGUAAUAUGAAAAGUGUCAGCUUUUUUUGUUAAAGAUAAUGACAGGGCUCCUUAUUUUCCUUUAAUUGAGAGGGUCUGUAGAUCCCUCUAUUAAUCAGGGAAAAUCAGAGCUAUUUUUCCAAUUACCGUAUAUACUCGAGUAUAAGACGAGUUUUUCGGCACAUUUUUUGUGCUGAAAAAGCCCCACUCAUCUUAUACUCGAGUCAGUGUCUGUAUUAUGGCAACUUACAUUGCCAUAAUACAGGCCAGGACCUCCGGGCUCAUUACAAGCCCAGCGGUCCUGUUGGGGGCUGGGAGCAAGCUGUUACUUACCUUUACAGCAGCUCCGUUCAGAUCCCUUCUCCUCCGUGCCAUUCAGCUCCAGUGUAAGUCUUGCAAGAGCCGCAGCCAUCAGAGCGUUGCCAAAGGUUACCAUGGCAACGCUCCGCGUGGCACGCAGACUGCGAGAUUUACACUGGAGCUGAAAGGCACGGAGGAGAAGGGAGCUGAACGGAGCUGCUGUAAAGGUAACAGCUUACUCCCAGCCCCCCUCCUGCACAGCCCAUCCACUGGACCACCAUGGAAUAAUAAAGCCCCCCUCCAGGGCCAUGUAUCAACCAGGGAGGGAGGAGGAAAAAAAUAAAAUAAAAAUGUAAAUAAUAUUAUAAUAAAAUUAAAAAAAAUUUAAUAUUAAAAUAAUAAUAACAAAAAUAAAUAAUAAAAAUGCCCUCCCCCCACCAAGGUUACACACUCUGCAUCACAUACACAGCAUUCAUUUUAUAUACACACACACACACACAGUAUUCAUUAUAUAUAUAUAUAUAUAUAUAUACACACACACACACACACACACACAGCAUACAUUAUAUACACACACACACUGCAUUCAUUAUACACACACACACUGCAUUCAUUAUAUACACACACACACACACACACACACACCGCAUUCAUUAUAUACACACACACACACACACUGUAAAUAAAUAUUCAAUUAAUAUAAUUUUUGGGGGAUCUAAUUUUAUUUAGAAAUUUACCAGUAGCUGCUGCAUUUUCCACCCUAGGCUUAUACUCGAGUCAAUAAGUUUUCCCAGUUUUUGGGGGGUAAAAUUAAGGGCCUCGACUUAUAUUCGGGUCGACUUAUACUCGAGUAUAUACGGUAUUUAUAAUAAUGGACCAAGAGGACUCUUGACCAAUCCUGCUUUCUUGGAGGACCUACUGCAUCUCUGGUAGUCCCUUGUUACCCAGAUACAUGUAAACCUAGGCCCUUAGUUUACUGGCUCUUAGUGUGUAUAUUGCUCUGAGCAUGUGUUGUUGUUUUUUUCUGGAUUCUGAGUGUGACAGAUUCAUCUGCAUUGUUGGUUCGUCUGUUUCCCUUUGUUCGCGGAAUUGCCUGUUCAUAUACCCCCGUUCGUGUAAUUUGCAAAAUGCCAAUUGAAACUACCGAACGAACGACCACCCAGGAGAGGAGUGUGCUGCUGGUUAACCUCUUGGCCCCAAUUAGAACGUUGUGGUUAACCGCAGACACCUCUCCAUUCCAUUCGUAUGGGUGGUCGUCGUUCGCAUGUCGACCACGAGGCAGCGGCCAUUUUGGGACAUACAAACACAGAGCGGUGUUCGGUACAAACUGUAUGGAACUAAAAACGGACACUUAAACUACCGAACACCGCUGAAAAGCUGCUGCCUACCUUCCUUUUCGACAAGGCAUGCGAACGUCGGUCGUUCGGGAGUUUUAUUCAUUCGUAUGGACUUUUACCCCGACAGCCAUCCCAUGGAGUCAUUCGUAUCCCGAAGGACUGGUGAAAGACUUUGACUCCAUGGCGAUUCGACUAGAUACAUCGGAUCUGAGCGCUGUUCGGUGAAAACAUGCCCUCAGAUCCAGGCUGUCUGGGGAUACGUUACACGAACCAUAUGCAUUCGGUAUUUCUGUCGUUAUGUAUUUUAAUGUAUUUUUGUUAUUGUAUUUCAAGAUGGCGAUUGUCUCUACCUUGAGAGAUAAUUAGGUUUCUUCCCAAUUAUCUCCGAGGUAGAGAAGACGGAAUUAUGGGCCAGAUGGGAAGGGCUAUUAUUGAAGCCACUGCGAUUGGCUACUGUCCAAUAUGUUUUACAGUCUUCCACAAGGUCCCCUCGGGGAGUGUCCACCUUGUGGAGACCUGCAUAAAUACCGGGCAGGUAGCCCCCAUUAAACAGAACUUCAUUUGACCCUCAAGACGGAGCUUGGUCUCGUUUGUGGGGGAAUUAUUACUGGGACAGCGCUUUCGUUAUUUCUAGCUGUGGAAGGCGUUCGACUGUUUGGCUGAUCGGGAGUUGCCGUGUUCGUGGACUUCGUUCGGGAGUUUGGCGAUCGGCUGGAUUUAAACUGCAUUUCUGGAGAAGGGGAUUAUUGCCUAAACGGCGGCUUCAUCUACCCGACGGUACGUGUCGUAACACUGAGUUUUCCUGCUGAAUUGGCUACUGUCUUGUUUAUUGUCUGGGCUUUGUCACAUACAGUGCCUUGCAAAAGUAUUCACCCCCCUUGGCAUUUUUCAUGUUUUGUUGCCUCACAACCUGAAAUUAACAUAGAUUGUUUGAGGAUUUGCAUCAUUUAAUUUACAGAACAUGCCCACAACUUUGAUUAAAAAUGUUUUUAUUGUGACGCAAACAACAAAUAGGACAAAAUAACAUAAAAAGUCAAUGUACAUAACUAUUACCUCCCCUAAAGUCAAUACUUUUUUAGAGCCACCUUUUGUGGCAAUCACAGCUCCAAGUGACUUUGGAUAAGUCUCUAUAAGCUUGUAACAUCUUACCACUGGGCUUUUUGCCCAUUCCUCUUUGAAAAACUGCUCCAGCUCAUUCAAGUUGGAUGGUUUGCGCUUGUGAACAGCAAUCUUUAAGUCUGACCACAGAUUUUCUAUUGGAUUGAGGUAUGAGCCUCGACUAGGCCAUUCCAACGCAUUUACACGUUUCCCCUUAAACCACUCAAGUGUUGCUUCCUGCUGGAAGGUGAACCUCCGUCCUAGCCUCAAAUCACGCACAGAGUGGAACAGGUUUUUAUGGAUUUUUCCACCUUGCCCCGUUACUGCAAUGCUAGCAUGAGAGAGAAAAAAAACAGGUCACCUCCAAUGCAUCCAAUCCAUAUCCUAGUCUGCAUGAUGCCAUGUCAAACAGACUUUAGACAGUAUCUUUGGUAGUACAUUACAUGAGGCGUUGGGUCUUAAAGCAGAUGGGAGAAACAAAACGAAUCUGAUUUCGUAAAGAGAGAAUGUUGAAGAAGCAUCACUCCAUGGAUAGCUACAAACUCAGAAAGGAGAGGGAGCAUUUAUAUAGAUGUAAAAAGAGCGAAAAAAAGAAGCAAAUAGUCACAGUGGAGAUUAUCACAUUUACACCUUUGCCUUUAUCAAGGCGUGUGUUGCUUUUUCACUCCAUUUAUCGUAUGUGUUAUUGUAGAAGCAAAAAACAAGUCCCUCUAAAGUAAAGUUUCAGCAUUUUCCUAUUACGUCACUACCUGGCAAGAACCUCUUACAGUCCCUGAGGUUGGCAAUUAUUUUCCCUAAUAUCCAUAAUUAUAACAGAAUAAUUUCCAAUAUGGAAUUAUUACGCUUUCUGAAACAGCAUGUCCUUGUCUAUUAUUAAGUAUCAGCCUACACUGUGGUGAUAAAAAGAUUUUUUUCUGGAAUGUAUAUAAUGAUUAUUAUAAAAUAUAUAGCUAUAUUUUGUAUUAUAAUGGCACAAGGUGAAUUAUGUAUAUGCCUAAUAACAAUCAUGACUAUAAUUGUUAAAAGCACAGUGUUCAGUUUAUGUGAACGUGUCAUCUACUCAAUGUGUUAAUGACAAGGCACCCUUAAAAAUAAAUUAUUACUGUAUAUUGUGAGUUAGGGGAAACUGAAGUGAGAUGAAUGGGAUUUUUAUCAUUUUAACAAAAUGUACUUUAUUUAUACAAAAAAAAUAAACAUUAAACAGACACUCUAAUUACCAAAAGCACUACAUAUUAAUCAAAUGGUUCUGAUGCAUACAUGUUGUCCCUUCUCUCAGAGUGUCUAAAACAUUGCUGUUUCUGAGAAACGUCAACCUCAGAAGAUCACUAGGACAGCAUGUCUGCAAAUACAGACUUCACAUUCUACAAUCGUUUAAACAUAGAAAACAUAGAAACAUAGAAUGUGACGGCAGAUAAGAACCAUUCGGUCCAUCUAGUCUGCCCAAUUUUCUAAAUACUUUAAUUAGUCCCUGGCCUUAUCUUAUAGUUAGGAUAGCCUUAUGCCUAUCCCACGCAUGCUUAAACUCCUUUACUGUGUUAACCUCUACCACUUCAGCUGGAAGGCUAUUCCAUGCAUCCACUACCCUCUCAGUAAAGUAAUACUUCCUGAUAUUAUUUUUAAACCUUUGUCCCUCUAAUUUAAGACUAUGUCCUCUUGUUGUGGUAGUUUUUCUUCUUUUAAAUAUAGUCUCCUCCUUUACUGUGUUGAUUCCCUUUAUAUAUUUAAAUGUUUCUAUCAUAUCCCCCCUGUCUCGUCUUUCCUCCAAGCUAUACAUGUUAAGAUCCUUUAACCUUUCCUGGUAAGUUUUAUCCCGCAAUCCAUGAACCAGUUUAGUAGCCCUUCUCUGAACCCUCUCUAAGGUAUCAAUAUCCUUCUGAAGAUACGGUCUUCAGUACUGUGUACAAUACUCCAAGUGAGGUCUCACCAGUGUUCUGUACAAUGGCAUGAACACUCCCUGGCACCCUUUCCCACUCCAUGGAGUCCACUGGGUGCUGCUCCCUGCCUCCACUACCACUGACCAAGAGCAAUAAGUUCCUAAAUUGUGCAAUGCAUGGCUUAACUUAGAAGAGCUAAUAAGAGUUCCUUCUUAGGAACAUUCAUCUCUUAGCAAAUGGUAAUGGAAGCAGAGAGCACUGCCUUCCCUGUUUAAAAACAGUCUGAAUCCUUACAAUGGGGGAAGCGGUGUACCGGGGAACUACUGUGACCAUAAUCAGUAUAGUGCUCUGUAGAGGUUAUUGUUCUUGGAGUGUUCUUUUAACUUUUUUAACCUAUGACUAUUAUACAUUUGGCAGCCAACCAAUUUAAUGUUCCCAUCAUGUAAAAUAAUACAUGCGUAUUGUAGGAAAAAGCUCCUUGUUAUAAUAUAUAUUUCCCUUCUUUUUUCUUCCUUGUUGGAUUGUUUGCUAUGAUGUUAAAAUACUUAUAUAUUAUCAUUUAUCGGGAUGUCGAUUAGCAAAUACCCAUAUGCAUCAAACUUACAUUUUCUUUAGGUUUAUUCUGCCUUGAAUUAUUAAUAUAUAAUAAAACAACAGAGGAUGCUACAGGAUGAAAGAUGUUCAACAGCAGAUGGUAAUUGCUGGAUUUAGGAAGGGAUAGAUAAACUCUUUAAAGUCAGAGAUAGAUAAACAACAAGCCUUGUGGUUCUUUGUCCACUAUUCUAUAUCGUUAUGACCAUAAUGACAUAAUUCCUUAAAUCUCUAACUAUAUAAGGACACGUAUGAAUACCCUCUUUAUAUGUAACCACAGUACAGAAUUCCCAGACAAAGACAACAACACAUAUCUAAUGUGAAUCGAAUAUGCAAUAUAUAUAUUUUAUCACUUGUGAUAUUUCUAUUCAAAUUAUUUUUAUUAAUUAAAAAAAAAAAUAAUUCAAUUGCUAAACAGCUAUGGGAAAGGGUACAAAAGAGGAAAAAAAUGGAAAAAUAAGGUAAACAAUUAGACAUAUAUGGGAACACAGGAAACUCCAGCAAUCAUGAAAUUUAACAAGAAACAUUACAGGGAGUGCAGAAUUAUUAGGCAAAUGAGUAUUUUGACCACAUCAUCCUCUUUAUGCAUGUUGUCUUACUCCAAGCUGUAUAGGCUCGAAAGCCUACUACCAAUUAAGCAUAUUAGGUGAUGUGCAUCUCUGUAAUGAGAAGGGGUGUGGUCUAAUGACAUCAACACCCUAUAUCAGGUGUGCAUAAUUAUUAGGCAACUUCCUUUCCUUUGGCAAAAUGGGUCAAAAGAAGGACUUGACAGGCUCAGAAAAGUCAAAAAUAGUGAGAUAUCUUGCAGAGGGAUGCAGCACUCUUAAAAUUGCAAAGCUUCUGAAGCGUGAUCAUCGAACAAUCAAGCGUUUCAUUCAAAAUAGUCAACAGGGUCGCAAGAAGCGUGUGGAAAAACCAAGGCGCAAAAUAACUGCCCAUGAACUGAGAAAAGUCAAGCGUGCAGCUGCCACGAUGCCACUUGCCACCAGUUUGGCCAUAUUUCAGAGCUGCAACAUCACUGGAGUGCCCAAAAGCACAAGGUGUGCAAUACUCAGAGACAUGGCCAAGGUAAGAAAGGCUGAAAGACGACCACCACUGAACAAGACACACAAGCUGAAACGUCAAGACUGGGCCAAGAAAUAUCUCAAGACUGAUUUUUCUAAGGUUUUAUGGACUGAUGAAAUGAGAGUGAGUCUUGAUGGGCCAGAUGGAUGGGCCCGUGGCUGGAUUGGUAAAGGGCAGAGAGCUCCAGUCCGACUCAGACGCCAGCAAGGUGGAGGUGGAGUACUGGUUUGGGCUGGUAUCAUCAAAGAUGAGCUUGUGGGGCCUUUUCGGGUUGAGGAUGGAGUCAAGCUCAACUCCCAGUCCUACUGCCAGUUCCUGGAAGACACCUUCUUCAAGCAGUGGUACAGGAAGAAGUCUGCAUCCUUCAAGAAAAACAUGAUUUUCAUGCAGGACAAUGCUCCAUCACACGCGUCCAAGUACUCCACAGCGUGGCUGGCAAGAAAGGGUAUAAAAGAAGAAAAUCUAAUGACAUGGCCUCCUUGUUCACCUGAUCUGAACCCCAUUGAGAACCUGUGGUCCAUCAUCAAAUGUGAGAUUUACAAGGAGGGAAAACAGUACACCUCUCUGAACAGUGUCUGGGACACUGUGGUUGCUUCUGCACGCAAUGUUGAUGGUGAACAGAUCAAAACACUGACAGAAUCCAUGGAUGGCAGGCUUUUGAGUGUCCUUGCAAAGAAAGGUGGCUAUAUUGGUCACUGAUUUGUUUUUGUUUUGUUUUUGAAUGUCAGAAAUGUAUAUUUGUGAAUGUUGAGAUGUUAUUUUGGUUUCACUGGUAAUAAUAAAUAAUUGAAAUGGGUAUAUAUUUGUUUUUUGUUAAGUUGCCUAAUAAUUAUGCACAGUAAUAGUCACCUGCACACACAGAUAUCCCCUAACAUAGCUAAAACUAAAAACAAACUAAAAACUACUUCCAAAAAUAUUCAGCUUUGAUAUUAAUGAGUUUUUUGGGUUCAUUGAGAACAUGGUUGUUGUUCAAUAAUAAAAUUAAUCCUCAAAAAUACAACUUGCCUAAUAAUUCUGCACUCCCUGUAAAUAUAGUAUCAGAAAGUUCCAUGUAUUGCAAUUCUAAGUGAAUAUGCAGAUAAAAUAAAUGACUAAGGUGUUAUAAUUUAAAAGAAACAGUAAGUACAAUCAAAAGCAACAUAUUUUCUGACUCCAAAUCAGAUAGAUGUAGUAUAAUAUAUUUAAGGGGUGAGAGAUGGGGUGCAGGAUUAGAAUUUAUUGCUUACUACACAAUCUGUUAUACAGCUGCACAUCGAUGCCUCUCCUAUGCACUUUAAAUCAGAUUAAUAGAGCCAUGAUUAAUUUCAUGUUAUUGUUGAGGAACUACAUGCAAGAUUUAGUCCACAGCAGCGGACUAUUGCCAAAAUUGUACCAGGCCGUUAUCAACACAUUAUUCAGGGAACAGCUACAUUUAUUAAUGCAAUCCAUAUGUUAAAUAAAAUGCUAUAAAAUCACUAUCUUCCCACAAAGGAAAAAGUGGGAAAUUAAUUAUUACAUUUUAAUAUAAAAGUUCUGCCUUAACACAUAAAUAAUGUGUGGAAAGCAAAAUUAAAGAAGUUCAUUUAUAAAGAUCAAGUUGAAUAAAGUUAUAAUCUAACAUAAUACUAAUACCCACUGCAACUAUGAAAUUCUGCAUAUUAAAGGCAAACUCAAAGUUCCAAAACUGAAAGGAUAUAUGACAGAUGUCACAGCCUGCAUAAAAUAAUCUAGACGUGUUUUGGUAUGAAAAUAAAUUUCUUACCAAAACAUGCUGUAAAAUCUCUCAAACAGGUAUUUCUCUCAGAACCAUAUACACCUGCCUUAAAUUACAUUUGUAGCUAACCCAUGGACGCUCAUUCCAUUCUGGAACUAUUAAAACAAAAGAAAACACACUUAAUGUGCACUUAAUCAACAUCUCCUCACUUCAAAUGAUGCCAAAAUCCACUGCAUGCUCAAGUGUUGCUUCCUAUUAGAGCGACCAUUAGCAAGAGAACUAGACAAGAAUGUCUGCUGUUUUUCCCUAUACUGUUGCCUUGCCACCAGGGCCGCCAUCAGAAAUUUUAGGGCCCUGACACAGCUCAAGAUCUGGGCCCCCUGGGCCAGCCCCGAGUCCGCCCACAAGGAUGAAGUGUGUGUGUGUAUAGUGGGUGUAGAAUGAGCGUCAUGGAUGCAGUGUAUAUAGUGGAUGUAGUGUGAUUGUGGUGAAUGCAAUAUUUGUAUAGUGAAUGUAGUGUGUUUGCAGCAAGUGCAAAGUAUGUAUAGUGAUUGUAGUGAAUGCAAAAUGUGUAUAGGUCGUGUAGUGUGAUUGUAGUGAAUGCAAAAUGUGUAUGGUGAAUGUAGUGUGAUUGUGGUGAAUGCAGAGUGUGUAUAGUGAAUGCAGUGUUUGUAGUGAGUGCAAAGUGUGUUUAGUAAAUGUAGUGUGUUUGUAGUGAGUGUAAUGUGUGUAUAGUGAAUGUAGUGUGUGUGUGUGGUGCAGUGUGUUUAGUGAAUGUAGUGUGUGUAGUGCAGAGUGUGUUUAGAGAAUGUAGUGUGUGUAGUGCAGAGUGUGUUUAGAGAAUGUAGUGUGUGUACUGCAGUGUGUGUUUAGUGAAUGUAGUGUGUGUGUGUGUGUGUGUGUGUGUGUGUAGUGCAGAGUGUGUUUGGUGAAUGUAGUGUGUGUGUUUAGUGAAUGUAGUGUGUGUGUGUGUGUAGUGCAGAGUGUGUUUAGUGAAUGUAGUGUGUGUGUUUAGUGAAUAGAGUGUGUUUAGUAAAUGAAGUGUGUAGUGCAGAGUGUGUUUAAUGAAUGUAGUGUGUGUGUGUUUAGUGAAUGUAGUGUGUGUGUGUGUUUACUGAAUGUAGUGUGUGUGUGUAGUGCAGAGUGUGUUUAGUGAAUGUAGUGUGUGUGUUUAGUGAAUGUAGUGUGUGUGUAGUCCAGAGUGUGUUCAGUGAAUGUAGUGUGUGUGCUUGUAAGGAUGCAGUGUUUGUGUAAAGUAGGGGGGAGGGGAGUAUUUAAAAAAAAUAUUUGUGUAUAUUUAAAAUUUUAAUUUUAUUCCCCCCUCCCUGGUUCUUACCUUGCCAGGGAGGGGGGAGAUCGCAUUCCUGGUGGUCCAGUGGAGAGAGCCAGCCGCGUUACAUUGCAGACAGGGGCCCAGCAGCACACACUGUCUUCCUUUCCAGUUCCUCUCUGACGAACUCUCGCGAGACCGGCCUGUGUGCUGGUGGCCGUAGGAGAGUUAGAAAGAGAGGAGCUGGAAGGAGGACAGAGUGUGCUGCUGGGCCACCCGCUGCAAUUUACAGGUAGGGGGGCCCUCAGUGCAUAGAUAUAUAGCAAAAUUCGCUAUAUAUCUGUGCACAUGUUAAUGUGGGGCUCAGACUGCCAGAGCAGUCCGGGCCCCCCAGGACCGCCGGGCCCAUGACAGCCGUUAUGGUUGUCAUGCCCUGAUGGCGGCCCUGCUUGCCACUGGAAUCUUUGCAGUGACACAAAAACAAAACUAUGGCACAUUAAUUGUUUAUAUAUAAUGCCUCAGAACAUAGGGUAGCUAUGUAUGCUGAUUGUAUUCUGCACUAUGUAGAAUGAUCAUUCAUCUUACUACCAAAACUUUUAGAGUAUUUUAAUGUCUCUUGUCCAUCAAAAUAGAGGUCUCCAUGGUGUUGAUUUGUUAUCUCCUUUGACUGUUUACCUCAUGGUUUAUUUUCUCCCCAAGUAAAAAUACAAAUAAGCACAUACCUUUUAUUAUUAUUGUUGUUUUUAUUAUUAGUGCUUAUAUAGGCCUUAUAAUAUUUUGUUUAGACAAAAUAAUAUUGGCAGAUGGUGAAGAAUACAAAAAUAAUUAUAAUUUAAAAAACUUGCAACAAAUUAUAACAAACUACUUCUCUACUUUUCUAUGUUUUACAUUGCAGCACUAAGUGCAAAAGGGACACAGCACCCAGACCACAUCAAUGAGUUGAAGUAGUCUGGGUGCCUACAGUGAACCUUUAAUAGACAUUUUCAGGACCAUGGAGAGCAGCCUGACUACACUUAUAGAACAUUUACAGGACCAUGGAGAGCAUCUGAAUAACCUUAUAGAACAUUUACAGGACCAUGGAGAGCAGCCUGAAUACACUUUUGGUACAUCCAAAAAGAAUCUUCAUACACUCACUGGGUUCUAAUGAAGAGCAGUUUUUUUGGAUCAUAACGCAAAGACCAACAUUUCACCCUUAACAGAUGUCUUGUAUCUCUUUUAAAAACCUUUGUUAAGGUUGAAACAUUGUUCUUUACAUUAUGAUUCAAUAAAACAAACCUUUAUUUGAACCCAGUGAGUGGCUGAAGGUUUUUAUGUAUCAGAUGUAAGGGAUUUGCUGGCCCUGCUUCAGCUAAAGAUCCUGUGGCUCUUGGAAACUGAGUGUGACCCUUGCUUGCUUUUGUGAAUACACUUAUGGAACAUUUACAGAAACUUAGACAGCAGACUGAAUGCAGUUAUGGAACAAAAUCCUGGAGAACCGCCUAAAUACAAAUAUUAAACAUUUCUGAAGAGGAUCCUGAAUACAUAUUGCUACCGUUAGAAGAACAUGGGAUAGCAUUAAUAAAUGCUCUUAAUUAUAAUAACACAGCAUUUCAGUUUAGGGAAAACAGUAAAAGUUGUGUGCAUCUUGGCAUUCUAUCUUAGGAGAAAGAUUAACUAUGAGGAAAACAGAACAACAGGCGAAGAAAUAAACUGGGAGAAUGAGUAGAUUAGAGCAAGCUUACAAUUUACUCUAAUGAAACCUCUGAGGCACUCUACGAGAGGAUUUGCCCAGCGAGCUAUAAGUACACCCUAGUAGCCUCAUGUUUUACAAAAUCAUAAACACAGUGAAUAGACACCUAUGGGAAAAACUCUGGCUGUUUCCAAUCACACAAGCCUCCAAUCUUCAUUUGUUUUUUAAGUGAAUAGUAGCCUGCACUAGGGUAGAUAGACACCUUACUUGAGACAAUUAUUUACAGAGUUUAUGGAAAUUAAUGGCUAUAUGCAUCCCGCUUGUUCUCAUGAGACAAUGGCUUAGAUGCAUGGUGUAAGAGUUUUAUAGCUUUCUUUCAAGCUGUCUUUUUCUACCUGAUACAAUAUUUUACAUGUUGCGCCUGGACUGACCCUUUAACGCAUUUAAUGGUCUGUUGAUUAGCUUUGUCUAGUUGUUAGGUCCACUUAAAAGCCCACAAAUUUUACUUUAAAUAUUGUUCAGCCAUCAGGAGCUAUUUUAUGGUUCAUUACCAUUCCAAUAUGAGCUGUUCUGUUUUCAUAUUCUAUAAUGAGUGCCAGCAUGAGUCUGUUUAUGUAAUUAUGAGUUAUGUCUUAUAUGUUUCCUCAGACGCAUAAUUGCAUGUACCAAUAUUUUAUAGUUUCUGAGAAAGAAAUUUUAAAUUAUAGUUUUUGCAAAAUAACCUUGCUAAAUUAAUGUGGAUGCAGUACAAGUAAACAGGAGAAAAGGUGAGUUUAUGUAAGGUACCAAUAAUAAAAAAUAUAUAUAUAUAUAUAUAUAUAUAUAUAUAUAUAUAUAUAUAUAUAUAUAUAUAUACAGGGAGUGCAGAAUUAUUAGGCAAGUUGUAUUUUUGAGGAUUAAUUUUAUUAUUGAACAACAACCAUGUUCUCAAUGAACCCAAAAAACUCAUUAAUAUCAAAGCUGAAUAUUUUUGGAAGUAGUUUUUAGUUUGUUUUUAGUUAUAGCUAUGUUAGGGGGAUAUCUGUGUGUGCAGGUGACUAUUACUGUGCAUAAUUAUUAGGCAACUUAACAAAAAACAAAUAUAUACCCAUUUCAAUUAUUUAUUACCAGUGAAACCAAUAUAACAUCUCAACAUUCACAAAUAUACAUUUCUGACAUUCAAAAACAAAACAAAAACAAAUCAGUGACCAAUAUAGCCACCUUUCUUUGCAAGGACACUCAAAAGCCUGCCAUCCAUGGAUUCUGUCAGUGUUUUGAUCUGUUCACCAUCAACAUUGCGUGCAGCAGCAACCACAGCCUCCCAGACACUGUUCAGAGAGGUGUACUGUUUUCCCUCCUUGUAAAUCUCACAUUUGAUGAUGGACCACAGGUUCUCAAUGGGGUUCGAUCAGGUGAACAAGGAGGCCAUGUCAUUAGAUUUUCUUCUUUUAUACCCUUUCUUGCCAGCCACGCUGUGGAGUACUUGGACGCGUGUGAUGGAGCAUUGUCCUGCAUGAAAAUCAUGUUUUUCUUGAAGGAUGCAGACUUCUUCCUGUACCACUGCUUGAAGAAGGUGUCUUCCAGGAACUGGCAGUAGGACUGGGAGUUGAGCUUGACUCCAUCCUCAACCCGAAAAGGCCCCACAAGCUCAUCUUUGAUGAUACCAGCCCAAACCAGUACUCCACCUCCACCUUGCUGGCGUCUGAGUCGGACUGGAGCUCUCUGCCCUUUACCAAUCCAGCCACGGGCCCAUCCAUCUGGCCCAUCAAGACUCACUCUCAUUUCAUCAGUCCAUAAAACCUUAGAAAAAUCAGUCUUGAGAUAUUUCUUGGCCCAGUCUUGACGUUUCAGCUUGUGUGUCUUGUUCAGUGGUGGUCGUCUUUCAGCCUUUCUUACCUUGGCCAUGUCUCUGAGUAUUGCACACCUUGUGCUUUUGGGCACUCCAGUGAUGUUGCAGCUCUGAAAUAUGGCCAAACUGGUGGCAAGUGGCAUCGUGGCAGCUGCACGCUUGACUUUUCUCAGUUCAUGGGCAGUUAUUUUGCGCCUUGGUUUUUCCACACGCUUCUUGCGACCCUGUUGACUAUUUUGAAUGAAACGCUUGAUUGUUCGAUGAUCACGCUUCAGAAGCUUUGCAAUUUUAAGAGUGCUGCAUCCCUCUGCAAGAUAUCUCACUAUUUUUGACUUUUCUGAGCAUGUCAAGUCCUUCUUUUGACCCAUUUUGCCAAAGGAAAGGAAGUUGCCUAAUAAUUAUGCACACCUGAUAUAGGGUGUUGAUGUCAUUAGACCACACCCCUUCUCAUUACAGAGAUGCACAUCACCUAAUAUGCUUAAUUGGUAGUAGGCUUUGAGCCUAUACAGCUUGGAGUAAGACAACAUGCAUAAAGAGGAUGAUGUGGUCAAAAUACUCAUUUGCCUAAUAAUUCUGCACUCCCUGUAUAUGCUGUAUUCUUUUACCAUACAUAAACUAAAUUAUUAAUUAUUAUUAUUAUUAUUAUUAUUUAUAAAACUCCAGUAUAUUAUGUAGCACUGUGGAAUAGGUGGAUUAAAAAAUGAGUUUAACAUACAGGAACAUAACAUGGUGAGGGCUCUGUUCAAAUAAUCUUACAGUCUAAUGUCAGUGUUAUGUCGUUUUUUUAUUCAUCUUAAUAUGAAUGACAUCUGCCACACUAUUGAUCUUUACUCUGGAGCCAAAGGGAAAUUAAUGAAGCAUUGUGAUUGGCUGGCAACUACAAUCCAGCUUGCAUUCUCCUACAAAAUGGGACUGACGAUAAAUGUUAACAUGCAUUCUUGUGCAAACCUACAAACAAAAUUUCCACAACUACCAGGAUGUGAAGAUUUUUUUUUUAUUGCUUUAUUUCUUAUUUUUAUUAUUAUUUAGUGGCCUGUUUAUGUGAUUUUAAUUAAAGGAUGAGAAAGCAAUAACAAACUAGCACAUUUUCUUGAAUCAAACAGGACUGGCUUGUAAUUGGGCCCCUGACCCAUUGCCCAGUGGGUUUCUUUUUGUCUGUUGUUCCCAUAAAACAUGUUAUUAAAUGCUCUCAUACUGUAAUAGGGGACUUCCAAGGAUCCAAAUGUGUUUCAGUGAAGUUCUGUGAAUGACAGAAUGACAGAAUGCUGUGUUGUUUGUUGGCCUCAUACACACAUGUUCAGAGAGGAUGUCCUAAGAACUUCCUACCUCACCUACUCUCUUCCUGUACCAGCAUGUUGGGAAGCAAGCACGGGUUGACCACAGGACUUAAUAACUGUAAGAAUUAAUACAUUAUUGCCUUCUUACAAAUUCUUUCAUUUGUGAUCGGUGUGUUUUUUGUUAUUUGGUACUUGAGACACCCAGCAGGAUCACUUUAUUGGUUAGUAAGGAAACAAGUGUAUGUAGGCUUAAAUUCAUAAAUGCUCUAUUUAUGGAUAAUUUGUACCUUGUAUUAGUACUAGGUUGGAAUUAGUGUUAGUUUUAUAAAUAAUUGCACUUAUCCCCAUUUAUCUCUGAUAAUGCUGAUUCCCUUCCCUUGCAGUACAAUCCAAUUGUAAUAUGAUUAAAAUAUCCUCAGGAUAAAUAUCUUAAAGUUUGUCUAAUUCAAUAAGUAGAUCUAUGUAAAACCUAGAAAAUGUUUCUAGACAUGCUCUACUUAAAGAAGGAUGAUCAUGUCUUUGGAAUUUAAACGAUUGAUUAAAAAAUUGAAAAUCACUUGUAACUUUUAUUUUCUAAUCUUUUCAUGAGAUUUUCCAUAGUCUUUUAAAUUUAUAUUGAAAGUUUAGUAAAUUAGACCAUAAUCCAGUUCAGACAAGGCAAACAUUGCAAAUGUUUCAUUUCUCCUCUUCCCUGUAUGAUGACUGCCAGGAACAAAUGACAGAUCUUAUUACAAUGAUGAUUGACAGCUAAAAAAAAAUGGGAGGCAGCCAAUUGCAAGAUAUAUAAGUAGAUUUAAAUUUUUUUGUUUUAAUUUUUACACUCCCCAAACACGUAUUUCAUAUUUGAUUCAAACACAUAUCAUGCGAUUAUUUUUUAUUUUAACCCCUUAAGGACACAUGACAUGUGUGACAUGUCAUGAUUCCCUUUUAUUUCAGAAGUUUGGUCCUUAAGGGGUUAAAGGACAUAUAGUUCUAAUACUUCUGGGUCAUCCUAGAUUAUUUAUUAUUUAACAAGCUAUGAAGUUCUACUCAUUGACCUGCAGAAAUCAGGUGAACAGAAAUCUCUGAAUCUGUUUCAAGCUGUGACAGUUUGAACGCAAUUCAAUAAAUAAUUCCGAUUCAGAUCAGCAGCAUUUGAUACAUGUCUGAUUGCCCAACUUUGCAUGUCAUUCCAACCACACCUUUGCUAAUCUGUAGUUGACAAUUAAUUCAUACAAAUCGCAUAAACAUGUGGGAUCCAACAUCUGAUUUUCAAUUACCCAACUGAUUAUUCGCUAAACUGAGAUGAGAAUUAUUGGGGAUUCACCAGGAAAUUGUGAAUUAAGUCCAUUUUAAAUAGCUAAAUGAGAAAUGUAGUGGAUAUAUUCAAAUGGUGGUUAUCUAAAAACUGACAAAGUAGAUGAAUUUUGCAAUCCAGUUGAAACUUCUCUACCAUACUCUUUUUAGCAAAUUUGCAUUUGGAGAAUUUCUUCAGUUCCUCUAUCUUGGAAGGAAAUUUGCAAUUCCUCUGUGAAUUCACUGCCAUUCAUGAUUCAGUGGAUAACUUUCACUCCUGUAUAUGAGUCAAAAAUAACUUUAAUUGCAAUAGAAGAGGCAAAGUUAUGUUUAAAGAUUAAUCUAUAAAAUGAAAGGAGAACAAGAUUGGGCAUCAGAGCAGCCUCUAUAUCAAAAUAAACAUUUUUUUCUUUUCUUGUUUCUUGAUGUUUGAAGCUGUGUCCGGAAGACGUGGAAUAUAAAUCGCAAGACAGUGAUCUGUGGGAAGUUUCCAAAUGAUCUGCAAUAUAUAGUGUGCUAUAUCUGUAUUAGAAAUCAGGGGAAGAUAUCCAUGCUUGAGCUUAUUUGUAAAAGUUGUUGUAAAAAAACGUGAAUACAAAAACCGUGGUAGGGCUUGUGACCGCUUUUCACUGUUCGUUUAAUAUUUUAUUCCAUGUGCGAUUGAUCUCUCUUUAAUAUUGAGCAAACAUAAAGGCUUGUCCCAAGGCACACAACUUAAUCCUUAGAACGAUGCUGCUUUGGCAAAGCAAAUACGGGAUACUAAAUUGUUUAAUCAUGGAUUGUACUGAAGGUCACAUUUUAUAGAGUGCGUUUAUUCACCAUAAAUAAUAUUUGUAUAUAGAAUUACUUUUCACCAUUUGAAGCAUUUCGUAUUUGCCUUUUUUUCAUUGUGUAACUUGUUUUUGCCAUAUACUAAAAUCAAUGAGUUAGGGUUCUCAGCUCUUCCCAUAUGUGGUGGCUCACAGGAGUCUCUGCUUAACAUGCGAGACUCAGUAUCUUCCUUUUUCAUUCUUCAUCAAGUGAUGACCCCUUCCUGAAAUCCCUCCUCAAUUCUAUUCCAGGCCCCUCCCUAAUUCCACAACUAAACAAGUUUCUUGGCACACUCACGGUUACUUACUGACACACACACAGAUACACAAUCUCACAUAAAGACACAGAGAGGCAGACACACAAAGACAUGCACAAGCACAGAAAGCCUUUGACACAUAUUUACACAGACAGGCAUAUGCCAUCACCAUCAGGCUCACAUAGACAUGCACACUCAGACAGGUACUCACAGGCAUAGACAGACAGUGCGGUGCAUGUAGCAUGUGUGUAGAGGAUGCAAUGUUUGUAAAGGGGAUAUAAUGUGUGUGUGUAGAGAGAGGGAACAUCAUGCCACUCCCUGAUGGUACAGUGUAUAGAGCCUCUGCUUUUUACUCUCAGCCUUUGCUCAUGUAAUGGCUCUCAUGAUCUCUAGACUCCUAGUAUCAGAGCAAUGCUAUGCCAACAGGCUUCAAUUGUUUGAACUGAAGAUAUGAAGCUAGCCAGUCCAAAGACCUGGGACUGUGCUAAUAAUGGUAAAGUGCAUUUUAGAGACCCAAGGCUUUCAUGGUGUCUACUUAGGGCUCUAGCUUAGAUAAGCCCCUCCUCCCAAUGCCCCUUAUUGGAACAUAUUUGUAAGUGACAUUAAUAAAGUGACUCACAAUGAAGGCUAGGUAAUAAUGGAAAGCAAAUAGCCUUUACUUAGUUGGUCUUCCCAAGCUCAGUGAUAUGAUUUUAAAUAUAUAUUGGCACCUAGAUUUCUGCAAGUCUCGAUAAUAUAAUGGAGGGUGAAGGGUUACCACCAUCAUCACUGAUCUUUGAAAAUUACCCAUUUUUGCAAAAGAACACAAAAGACCCAAUGAGCCUGUGCUAUCAACAGACUAAUUUAGGUUUUACAUUCGGAUAUCAAGUUACUUAUAAAAAUCUUGGCAUCUAGGUUGGGAGAGUUCUUGCCUUCUCUGAUACCACCAGACUAAUCAGGGUGUGAGUGGCCAAGAGAUGUAAACGAGUACUUACAAAACAAAUGCAUAGAAAUUAAAAUGUGGAGACAAGACAAACUGCAGAUAGCCCAAGACGAGAGAACACUGAGAAUGUGAACAUACCUCUUUCUAGGAAUAAUACAGUGGUGGUAGAAGCAGAAAAACAUAAUCCAUCAAGAGAGGAGGUUUUUAGGGAAGAACUCAAGAGAAUUUAUGGUGUGGUUUCAUCAAGUUAACCCCCCAAAAAAAACUAAAGGAAAGAAAGCAUAGAAGAAAUAGAGGAGGAAGAAGAACAUUAGGAAUAUUCAACCUGGCUGGCAUUCCAUUAUUAUUAUUCCCAUAACAUAUUUCUGCACUAAAUAAGGGACUAAAAUUUGCCCCCACUGUACAUAUUAACAAAUUCGAUGCUACUAUAGGUGUCGAAAGAUUUAUCAGGAAAUUAAUUAUAAAGAAAUAUUUUGAACAGAUUCCAGAGAAUAAGAAACAGAAAGUUAAUUUAACCCCUUAAGGACCAAACUUCUGGAAUAAAUGGGAAUCCUGACAUGUCACACAUGUCAUGGGUCCUUAAGGGGUUAAGCACAGCCAACUGAGACCUGCAUCUACUUUCUUUCCUGUCAAUUGUGUCUCAGCUGGUAUGAAAAUUUUCAAAGAAUUAGUGAGUGAUGACAUCAGGAAAAUGAAAUUUAAACAGUAUCCGGACAAUAAUCUGACACGAAAAGAAAGAGAAGAAUUGGAUGACCUGAUGGGAAAUAACGAAAUUGUCAUUAAGCCAGCAGACAAGGAGGGAGGAUUGAUAAUAAUGUCUAAAGAAUAUUAUUUGGAUGAAGCAACCAGACUAUUGAACGAUCCGGAAACGUAUAUAACACUUCAUAAAGAUCCUCUUAUAAAAAUGAAAGAAGAACUCGAGGAAAUAAUAAUUAAGGCUAAAGAUGCAGGAAUUUUGAAAGACUUGGAAUUUAGAUUUUUGAAUGUUACUUUUCCAAAGAACUCUGUCUUUUAUUUAUUGCUGAAAAUACACAAGAAUGUGGAAAUACCACCGGGAAGACCAAUUGUCUCGGGAAUCAAUUCCAUCACUUCCAAUCUGUCACAAUACGUUGAUUCAUUCCUACAACCUUAAGUAUAUAAGGUCAAAUUGCACCUAAAGGACACUACACAAAUGAUUUAUGAAUUUGCGUUUGUAAAUUGGCAAGAUAAUUAUAUCCUAGUAUCCACUGAUGUAUCAUAACUGUAUACCAUUAUUGAUCAUGUACAAGGGUGCAACUCAGUGUUAACUGCUCUCAAAAGAACUGGAGAUCUAAAGGAAUCUCAAAUAUCGUUUAGCAUUAAAGGUAUAUCAUUCAUAUUGAAAAAUAACUAUUUCUGGUUUGAUAAACAUUUUUAUUUACAGAAGAAUGGCACAACAAUGGGGACUAAAUUUUCCCAAAGCUUUGCAAUUCUUUUUAUGGGAGACUGGGAAGAACACUAUAUAUGGAAUACGCAUCUUUGGAAUAAGAACAUUCACCAUUGUAAAAGAUACAUUGAUGACGUUUUCUGCAUCAAUUCUUACACUAUGUGAAUGACAACACUUGGGGAGGGAAAUUGAACACAGUUUAUAGUAGUACAUCAGUGGAAUUCUUAGACCUGACCAUUUACGUAGACUCAAAUAUAGUAAAAAAAAAAAAAAAAAAACUCACUUUUCAGACAUAGAUGUAAAUAGUUUCAUCUUAAAAGAAAGUUGCUAUCUACCAGUAUGGCUCAAGAAUGUUCCUUAUAAUUAAGACCUAUUAGGAGAGAGUUACAAUAAUCAAUGCUAGAGAUUACUAGAGCAUGGACAAGCUCCUUAGUAGCAUUUUUUGUUAGAAAGGGGUUAAUGCGGGCUAUGUUUUUAAAGUGGAAUCUACAGGAUUUUGUAACAGACUGGAUGUGAGGCUCAAAUGGGAGGCCAUAAUCAAGUAUAAUGCCAAAGAUGGACUGUUGUAGGUACCACUCACUUGAAGGGAGAGCGAAAGAGGGGAAUCGGUAUUAGGAGUAAGAAAAAUAAGGAGUUCGGUUUUAGAGAGAUUGAGUUUCAAAAGCGGGAAGACAUCCAAACAGAGAUGGAAGAAAGCAAAGCAGUAACAUGUUGCAGGACAGCAGAAGAGAGGUCUGGGGAGAAGAAGUAUAUCUGAGUGUCAUCAGCGUUCAGGUGAUAUUGGAAUCCAAAUGAGGUAAUACAUUUUCCAAGAGAGGCAGUAUAAAGAGAAAAUAGAAGGGGACCAAGGACAGAACCUUGGGGGACUCCGACAGAGACAGGACAAAAAGGUAGGAGGUAUCAUUAGAAAAGGAGACACUGAAUGAGUGUUGGGAGAGAUAGGAGGAAAACAGAGAGGACAGUGUCACAGAGACCGAGUGAUUGAAGAGUUUGGAGAAGGAGAACAUGGUCAACAGUGUCAAAGGCAGCAGAGAGGUCAAGAAAACUUAGUAUAGAGUAGUGCCCUUUGGAUUUAGUUGUGAUUAGGUCAUUAGGGACCUUAAUAAGAGCAGUCUCAGUAGAGUGGAGGGGGUGGAAGCUAGACUGAAGCGGGUCAAGGAGAGAGGUGGAAUUAAGGAUGCAAGUCAGAUGGGUAAGGACAAGCCUUUUCAGAAGCUUUGAGGAAAAAGGGUGCAUGGAUAUGGGAUGAUAGUUAGAAGGCGAGGACGGGUCAAGAGAUGGGGGUUUUAAGAUUGGUACUACAGUAGCAUGUUUAAGGACAGCAGGAACAAAACCAGAAGAGAGAGAGCACAGUUGAAGAUGUGUGUUAAGGAAGACACAAGACAAUAGGAGAGAGACCUGAUAAGGUGAGACGGUACAGGAUUAAGCAGGCAAGAGAUGGGUCGAGAGGAAAGUAGAAGCAUAGCCACCUCUUGUUCAGUAGCCUGGGAGAAAGUCUAAAGGGUAAGAAAAGGCUUGACCUAGGUGUGGUUGAGAAAGAGAGGGGCAAGGUGGUGAGGAGCUUUUACUCUCUACUUUGUGAUUGGUUUCUCACCUUGUCAGUACAGUUAAAUGGCAGUCACUAAAAGUUUAAAACCUGUCUCUGCCUGGUGGAAAAUAGACAAAAGUCAUGUUAACCAGUACAGAGUGCAGAUCAGCUGACACACGCAUAGCUAUUCAACCCUCUAUAUUAAUAUAGUUUGUUUUUGUUUUUUGCUUAGUUUUUUUCUGUUUUUUGUUAAAAAAAAGAAUGGGCCCCUUUGGUUUCCAACAAUGGUCCAUGCCUUACCCUUCACUCCAGUUGUACUAGGGUGAAGGGUAAAGAGUAAUAAUUGGAGCCUAUGAGACACUUAGUCUCCUGGGUCUUUUUAUAUAAAAAUGAUGGGCCAAAAAAAGGCCUAAAUAGUCUCCUAGGCUUCUAUGUUCAAAUAAACAGCAUGUCCUGUCCCACACUCCCUGCAGGCUAGGGGUAGGUAAGACCAUUGCCACCCCCCACAAUAUAUCCCUAUCGACCCCCUCACACUUAUAAUUGUGAAUGGGUCCAAGAAAUCUAAAAUAUAGAAAAAAGUACAUAAAAAGAUUUUUACACUUAUCCAUUCAAGUUCUGAUUCUUUAACUUUCUUACUUUUGCCCUGCCAAAAAAGUCUAAAUAAAUGUAUUUUCUGCCUUCAAUGCUCAGUUGAUGUGGAUCCAUCAAUGGGUUUUGUAGAUAAGUGUGUUCUCUACAGGUUGAAAAUCAACGCUGGAGUAAUUUGAGCUUUAUGGGCUAAACGUAUUUUGCAUAAUUUUGUAAUACGUAAUGAAGGUAAACAUGCAUACACAUUUUUGCAAAGCAACAGGCUUGAUCAUUUCACUGUAUUAAUGUCUUGUAUAGUCCACACUCUGAAGUCUUGACUGUUUUAUUUUUCAGCAUUAUUUAUGAAGUGACAGGCAUGUGGCUGUUCGGGAAGCAGUUCUGUAAAGUGUGGAUCUCGUUUGAUGUUAUGUUCUGCACUGCAUCGAUCGUUACUUUGUGUUUCAUCAGUCUGGAUAGAUACUGCUCUGUCGUGACUCCUUACCACUAUUCCAAGAGAAUGUCAAGACGCAGGUGAGGAUUUUUCCAUUUUUAUAAUUUAGAAAAUAAACAAGAAAAUCAUUGUUUCAUUUUUCAUAGCAAUUUAAUUACGGGUAAGUCCUGUAUUGCCAUCUCUGCUUUCUUCAGAUCCCAAAGCAUCACUUUAAACUAAGAAAGGAUUUGUUAUAGCAUGCUUUUUCAGGAAAAAAAAGUAUGUAAUAAAUAUCUCUUUAAAUAAUCAAUAACGAAGGCCAAGUAAAGUCAGAAAUCACUUGUCUUCAGUUGUUAUGGUAACUGGAAAAAAUGCUUGUGGAUUAUUCCCAUACAUUUACUUAAAUACUCAAUUCUGCUAAGUAAGAAAUAUGUUGAUUUUCAAUAAUAUUGUAAAUUGUGUUCAUUUAUAGUUUAGGAGAAACCUAUAAUUAUUAAGUAAACAAAAAUGAAGUCUUUUACAUAUACCGUAUUUAUCGGCGUAUAACACGCACUUUUUCUCCCUGAAAAUAGGGGAGAAAUUGUGGGUGCGUGUUAUACGCCGGCCCUUUAAAUUCUGCAGCCGCCUGAGCGCUCUGUCAAGAGCGGUCAGGCGGCUGCAGUUGGUACUCACCUCCCCUGUAGCGUGGCCGAGCCGCUCUGCUGUCUGGUGGCGGCUGGACUGAUAGGUAUGUUCGGUCGAGUGUACAGGUUCCUGUCUCGGCUGUACAGGAGUCGUGUUCUGCGGAACAGGGUUUCUAUUUCUGUACUGAGGAAGGCAAACACUGGCGUAACCUUCACAUCCAGCGGCGGCCACGCGAGACAGCAAGCAGCCGUGCAAAGGAGGGGGAGGUAGAAAGAGGAGAAGAAAAAGAGGGGAGCAAGAGGGAGGUGGCACAAGAGGGAAGGGGGCAGCAAGAGGGGAGGUAAGAAGAGGGCUAACAAGAGGGAGGGUUUAACAAGAGGGGAGGGUGGCUAACAAGAGGGAAGGGGCAGCAAGAAGGGAGGGGAAGAAGAGGGAGGGUAGAGGGAGGGGGUAAGAAGGGGAAUAGGGGGGAGUGGGGAGAGUAGGAAAUUAAGAGGAGGGAGUAAGAGGGAGGGGAGUAGAAAGGGGGGUAGAAAGGGGAGGGAGUAAGAAAGGGGGGUAAGAAGAGGGGGAGGGGGAGUAAGAAGGGGGUAAGAGGGGGAGGGGAAGUAAGAAGAGGGGGAGGGGGGAGUAAGAAAGGGGGGUAAGAAGUUCUUUAUUUAAAAUUUAAAGGACCACUCUAGGCACCCAGACCACUUCAGCAAUAGUAGUGCUGGUGCCAGGUCCCUCUAGGAUUAACCCUUUUUUUUAUAAACAUAGCAGUUUCAGAGAAACUGCUAUGUUUAUACUUUAAUCCAGCCUCCAGAGCCUCUAGUGGCUGUCUCAUUGACAGCCGCUAGAGGCGCUUGCGUGCUUCUCACUGUGAAAAUCACAGUGAGAGAGCAUAGCGUCCAUAGGAAAGCAUUGUAAAUGCUUUCCUAUCACCAGCUGAAUGCGGGCGUGUGCAUUCAGCCGAUGACGUCGCGAGCAAGGAGGAGAGGAGGAGUACAGCUCCCCGCCCGGCGCUGGAGAAAGGUAAGUGUUUAACCCCUUCCUCUCUCCAGAGCCCGGCGGGAGGGGGUCCCUGAGGGUGUAUAACACGCACCUCAUUUUAAGAAGGAAAUUUCAGGGGAAAAAAAACUUGAAGGACCACUAUAGUGCCAGGAAAACAUACUCGUUUUCCUGGCACUAUAGUGGUCCUUUAAGUUUUUUUUCCCUGAAAUUUCCUUCUUAAAAUGAGGUGCGUGUUAUACGCCGGUGCGUGUUAUACGCCGAUAAAUACGGUAUAUCUGUAUUUAUAAUUAUAAUCUGAUUGAUUAAACUAUCUUUGCAUGCUUGUAAAUUGAUGGCUUUUGCGUUUCUCAAGAAACCCUCUGAACUGAAAUAAAGUGCUGUUGUUUUUAAAUCAACAAUCUCUGAAAGUUUUGAAGGUUUGUAUACAGUGGCUACAUAUUUGCUUUGACUUGGGUCAAAUUUUAUUUGUGCCACUAUGUUAAAGGAAAAUAAUGACAUGAAAAUUUAAAUCAAUAUAGAAAAGAAAAUGGAUACUUCAAUCUUCUGGCUUCCACGGUGCCCUUGGUCAAGCUUGACGAAGUCCCUGCUGGGUCGAAACAUUGCUGUGUUUAGCUCUAAAUAAAGCUGCUAUUUUGACUUUUAACCUUGAGUGCCUGGAUCAAUAUUUAUUUUCUACAUUUGAAAAUUUAAAUCAGCAGUUAUAUUAAAUUGUAACUUGUCUAUAAUGUACCCAGUCUCUUUUUGUAAAUCAGUUACUUUAACAUGUCAUAAUUAGCAUAAACCAUGUAUAUACUUACAUACAACAUAAAAAGCUUAGCUUAGCUUGAAUCAAAAAUGUAAAAUUAGCUCAGAAAAAAGUUUGUUGAAUAACUUAAAUUGGCUCAAAUUACUGUGCCACAUGCUUACGUAUAAAUAGUCAUUUGAAAAAGAAAGUAUAUACUCUUUGAAUUCUAUGGUUUUAUAUAACAGGACAUAAUAAUUAGCAGUUUGCUCGUCUCGAGCACUCAGGUGUAUGUUAAUACAAUGCCAAGGAGGAAAGACAUCAGCAUUGAUCUUAGAGAGGCAAUUGUGGAUGCGGGCCAUCAAACUGGGAAGGGUUAUAAGGCCAUUUCCAAAAAAAAAUAUUUAAGUUCCUCAAUUUACAGUGAGAAAGAUUAUUCAAAAGUGGAAAACAUUUAAGACAGUUGUCAAUCUUCCCAGGAGUGGACGUGCCAGCAACUUCAUCCCAAGGUCAGACCAUGAAAUACUCAGAGAAAUUGCAAACAAAAAGCUAAGAGUUACAUUUCAGACUCUGCAGGCCUCGGUUAGCAUGUUAAAUGUUAAAGUUGAUGACAGUACAAUUAGAAAAAGACUGAACAAGUCUUGUUUAAAACAAAUUGUUGAUAUAUUUGGGUUGCCAGCAGAAAGCCUCUUCUCUCUAUAAAGAACAUCGCUUUUGCUUAGGUUUGCAAAGUUGCAUCUGAACAAACAACAAGACUUCUGGAACAAUGUCCUGUGGACAGACGAGACCAAAGUGGAGAUGUUUGAUCAUAAUGCACAGCACCACAUUUGACGAAAAUGAAAAACGGCCUAUCAGCACAAACACCUCAUACCAACUGUCAAGUACGAUGAUGGAGGGGUGAUUACUUGGAGCUUGUUUUGCAGCCACAGAACCUGGAAUCUUGCAGUCAUUGAGUUAAUCACAAAUUCCUUGCUAUACCACAGUAUUCUAGAGUCAAAUAAGAAGCCAACAACUACACUUAGCUGAAAUUGGGCCAUGCAACAGGGCAAAUCUACAACAGAUUGUCUGAAAAAGAAAAUUAUCAAGGUGUUGCAAUGCCCCAGUCAAAGUCCAGACUCCAACCCAAUUGAUAUGCUGUGCUGGGUCCUUAAAGGGAAGCUAUAGUGGGGUCCUUAAAGGGAAGCUCCCUUGCAACCCCUCUGGUAGACAGCCACUGGAGGAGUAGUUAACCCUCAAAGGUAAUUAUUACAGUUUAUUAAAAACUGCAAUAAUUACUACUGCAGGAUUAAGGGACCUGUGACACUGCACCCAGACCACUUCAAUGAGCUGAAGUGGUCUGGGUGCCUAUAGUGUCCCUGUAAGAGAGCUGUGCAUAAACAAGUGCCUUCAGUUAAAGGACCACUAUAGUGCCAGGAAAACAUACUCGUUUUCCUGGCACUAUAGUGCCCUGAGGGUGCCCCCACCCUCAGGGUCCCACUCCCGCCGGGCUGGAUGGAGAGGAAGGGGUUAAACACUUACCUUUUUCCAGCGCUGGGCUCCCUCGGUGCUGGAGACUCUCCUCCUCCUUACCCCGUCAUUGGCUGAAUGCGCAUGCACGGAAAGAGCCGCACGCGCAUUCAGCCAGUCCACAGGAAAGCAUUCUCAAUGCUUUCCUAUGGAUGCUGGCGUCUUCUCACUGUGAAAGUCACAGUGAGAAGUGCGGAAGCGCCUCUAGCGGCUGUCAAUGAGACUAGAGGCUGGAUUUACCCUAAAGUAAACAUAGCAGUUUCUCUGAAACUGCUAUGUUUACAGCAGAAAGGGUUAACCCUAGCUGGUAAGGAGUAUAUGGAAAGGAGAGACAGCUCUAAUUAAUAAACAGGCAGCAACCUUAAAAAGGGAAACCCUCCAAGCCCUUUUAAAACAAGACAGUAAAAACAAUAAUAAAAGGCUGCGCCAAUAAGAGAGUAAAAUAGAGUAACUUAGAAUAAAAAUGUCCAACGUAAUAAAUAAAAAUAAAAAUAAAAGUUCAACUUAAGUGUCCUUGUGGAUAGUCUUUAUAGCAAGUGAUGCAGCAGUGAAGUCUUCAUAAGCUGUAUAGGUUCCACUCAUAUAAAAGACAAAAGGGGAGAGAGAAGGACGACCAGUAGUGCAGUAUUGUAUAAUUCCACAAGUGACGUAUGGAAAGAUAAUAUUAGAGAACUCACAUUUAAUAGAGCUUAUGUCCAGCUCUAGGAUAGAAGCGCAUACAGCGGUAUAAUCCCCGCUUGUGGGAUAUGCUGUGGGUUUCUCUCCGUCAGUGGUGUCCAAUUCUCAAACAAGGAAAAAGAGAGACAACCAAUAGUGCUCACUAUUUUAGUAGUCUUAAUAUAAGUAGAUGAAAACGUACUUACAAAUGAGGAGCAGAUCGACUGCUCUUGUGUCUCAGCAUAGGUGGAUUGAUCCCCACCUUUAGGAUUUCUUGGAGUGCAGGAGACUUCCGAAGUCAGUGUUGGUAUAUAGUAGUAAAAUGCUAAAAAUAUACUAAAAUAUACUAAAAAGCCAGGUAUAAAAAGAGUAAUGUGUAUAUAAAACUAUUUGUUCGUUCGUAGGCUGAAACGGUUUAACGAACAAAUAGUUUUAUACGUCUCUUUAUACAACUUUAAUAUAACAUUUACCACUGACUUAAAUACUCCUACGCACAAAAAUCCCAAAAGUGAGAUCAACCACUAUCUGAACACAAACAGUCGAUCUGCUAUUAGAACACUGAGCACUUAUGCUUUCACUGUUUGAAAUUGAGAGAAAAACACAGCAUAUCCCUGGCGAAACCUACGCCCAGCAUCCCGGCGAACAUAACUUUAAGCGAAGUUCUUUCCACUCGUCACCCCAGGUAUAUGCCUGGUCGUCGCCUCCCUGCUGGUGGAACACCUGUAAUUUCCUGCUGCAAAACUAUCCGCAGAACGCAGAUGACUUUCUUUUAUUUGUAUGCGUUGGUUUAUUAAUUACUAUUUACUCGCAAUAGCGCAGCAAUAUUAUUUAACAGACCAGGCACCCAGACCACUUCAUUAAGCUGAAGUUGUCUGGGUGCCUAUAGUGGUCCUUUAAUGAACUGAAGCAAAGUUGUAAAGAAGAGUGGGUCAAAAUUCCUCCACAACGACGUGAAAAACUGAUAAGAUUAAACAGAAAAAUCUUACUUCAAGCUAUUGCUGCAAAAGAUUGUUAUACAAGCUAUUGACUCAUAACGUUUUUCACACAUGGUUUCUCCAUUUUGGCUUUAUUUUUGUUAAAUAAAUCAUGACACUGAGCUUGUAUUUAUCUAAUUUUAAGACCUGCUAAGGAACAGAUUAUAUAUCCAGACAUGUAAAACCAUAUAAUUCAAAGUGGGUGAACUUUCUUUUUUCCCUGAUUGUAUGUAUAUAAUGCACUAGGUGGAUCCUUUUAUCACUGUAGGUAGCACUACUUAAUCUUAAACUGCAGUGAUUCUCAAACCUACUAUUUCCUAUUUGAAGUAUAGCACUCAACACAUUGCCCUUGCAUAUUAAAGUCACUUAAAAAAAAAAAAGUUUUAAGUCACUGUCCAAUUAAGCGUAAGAUGCUUCAGAAACUUUCAAUAUUCACUCCAAAUCUACACAGCACCUGACAUGAAGAAAGUAUAGGACAUCUUUCUCCUUUUCCUUAAAUUCUCUUGUUUGUUCCUAUUGCAUAUCUUCUGAAUAGGGUGGGAUCUGUCAGUAGUGUCUUCUUCCCAAUUUUCAUUGCCAUUCUCAUGGCGGCAAUCUUCCUCCCUUUACAUGGCAGGGAAUGUCCUGUUCGUUUUUGAGUAAUUAUUUAUAAACAAUAUCUUGACCAUAUGUGGUAGAGAGGGUCACUUCCCUUUAAUUCUCUCAUCUCCAUAGCAGCACUCAAAAUAUAUUCUGACCUCCCUCUACAACCCCGGACAUAUAUGAGCAUAUGUUGUUUCUAUAAGCUUUUAAUAUAGAUAGACAAACAAUAGGAUCCCCAAGCUGUAGUAGAACGUGAACUAUAGGGUAGUGGUAGUUCUACCACAGCUAGAAUGUGCCUUUCAGCUAUUAUAUUUUUACAACAAACAAAAAGAAUAAGUACUAUGUUUAAAAAAACCUGUGUUCUUAUUAUUAUUAGAAACAAUACAGUCAUUAUUAUAAUGAUUAUUAUUUUUCAUUAUUAUUAGAAUUCUUUUUAAGUUGUCAAUGCCACCGACUUUUAGCCCUGCUCAUGCCAAUAUAUAUAUAUAUAUUCCCUGCACUACCAAUUUACUAUGUAUAUGGAGAAUAGAAACAUAGAAACAUAGAAUGUGACGGCAGAUAAGAACCAUUCGGUCCAUCUAGUCUGCCCAAUUUUCUAAAUACUUUCAUUAGUCCCUGCAUGAAUGCUGUGGGGUUAUAUAAGUGUUCCAUUGCAUGACUGACUUAACAGAAAUUUAAGGUAAAAUCUAAUCAGGGGUCACAAUACCUUAAACACACAAUAAUAUGCUAUUUCUAAUGGCAUAAUGUAAGAAUUCUAUGGAUGUUAAAACUGAUCUGUUCAGAAAUGAAACAUCCAUUGCUAUAUAUAUAUAUAUAUAUUAUAUAUAUUUCUCUUUAUGUUUUAUUCAUAGAUGUAUCUUCAUGACAAUGACAAUAUGGGUCUAUUCCUCCUUGAUAUCUUUUUUACCCGUCAUGCAAGGUUGGAAUGAGAUACCCGGUAUCGACUUUGACAAUGGGAAAGAGUGCAUCUUUGUGACCAACUGGACCUUUGCAAUUGUAGCCUCGUCACUGGCAUUCUACAUUCCAUUCAUGAUCAUGUGCAGCAUGUACUUCUUUAUUUACAAAGCUUCCCGAUUAAAAGCUACCCGUAUUGUGUCCCAGACACUGGACCUCCAUUACCACCCGAACAGUAAGCGGCAGAACAAUUUGCAACUAGAAAACAAAGCCACAAGGACAAUGAGUAUCAUUAUAUCGGUGUUUGUCAUGUGUUGGCUACCAUAUUUUGUUCUAAAUGUUUGGAUUGCAGCAAAGGGGAGUUCCACCAACGCUGUCCUUGAGAAUGCUUUCAAGUUUAUUACAUGGCUGGGAUACUGCAAUUCUACCAUCAACCCCAUGCUGUAUGCCUUUUUAAACAGAGACUUCCAGAGGGCCCUGAAGAAGUUACUUAUCUGUAGACGUUGGAGGUCACAGGUAGACAUCGGUGAUGACAUGGUUUCAAUAGUAACAUUUUCCAAGACUGCCCAAGACCCUGAUUACAACAUUAAAUUACCAAUGUCGAACUGUGUUUUAAAGAGCAAACAGACUAUGAAAUGUGGACAAACAACUCAAUACUAA
This is a messenger RNA of Pelobates cultripes (western spadefoot toad), 79734 nucleotides long. NCBI's taxonomy places the organism in Eukaryota, Metazoa, Chordata, Amphibia, Anura, Pelobatidae. The record is from the annotation of a GenBank genome assembly.